GUUUCCGGUGGAAGGGGGCGGGGUCUAUGGGCUGAGGAGGAGGAGGAGGCGGCGGCGGCGGCGAGUGGGACGGGGGGUGGGUUUUGGAGUAUGUGUGUUUAUGUGGGGGGCUAGGAGCAUAGGAGGUGAGUAGCCUCACUGGGAGCAAGGGGUGCCAUGGGGAUAACAAGGUGCUGGGGGCUCUGGAGCGAAUUGGGGGUUGGGAAGGAGGGAGCAGCAAGCCUCUUGCCCUCCCCUCACUGACUUUCUCCCCACCUGGCCUACCUCACAGGGUGGUUGUGAGGGUAUAUUUUUUUUGUGGGGGAGGGAGGAAUAGAGACUGUGUGCACGUCCUGCCUUUUGCUCCUUGGAGGAAAGCUAGGAUGUAAAUAAAUAUGUAAACAUGUAAUGCCUGUAUGGUUGCAAAGUUUGUUGUCUGUGGGGGACAGCCUGGCCUACCUCAUCGGGUUGUUGUGACGAUAAAGGUUUUGGGGCUUAGACCCAUGUGCAGCUGCAUUGAUUGGAAAAGGCUUAACGGAAAUGGUGUUAAACGUGUAACAGCAGCUGUGACAUGAGGGUGUUUUGUGGAGACAAAUAAUGAAUUAGCUUCUGCAAAGACAGAGGUGGUGGUGGUGUCACCAAGAUUUCCAGGGAUGUCCUGGGUUUGUCUUACCUCCAUGAGCAUGCUAGGAGCAAAUGGCUAUGCAUGUGUUUUGCAAUCUCUUAACUUGCAGGCCAGUUUUAGAGAGGGGAACGUGUGCUGCUAGCAAGCAAUGCAUUAUCCCAUUAUGACACUGAGUUCUGCAGAAUUUGUUGUGCAUGGAAACAGCUUUCAGAAUGGUGGCCCUCCUGCUAGUCUUCUCUUAAGAGUCUUAUAGUGUCACUGAGAUAUUUGGACCAGCCAAGGUUCUCUGGUGAAGUGGAUGCAGCUGUAUAACCUGCCUCGGGGUUGUGGUGAGGACAAGAACUGUAAAGCACUUUUAUGUUGGGAGUAGCAUAGUGGAAAAAUACUCAAGAUAACUACAAUAAAUGAAAUAAGAGCUGUUUCAAUAAAAUCUGUAAUAGUAGUAGUAGUUGGCAUCUGUCUUGAGAGACAAUGGAGUGCACCUCCAGAGGUGGUCAAACCGCUGCAUUAGCAGCACUGAAGUGACCUCCCCUGGACCCAAGUCUGGGCAGUGUGUAUGGAAGUCCUGGGCUGCCCCCCUCUUUCUUGCUGAUGUGGUCCAAAGGAAAGCAGAGCAAUAUGUUUGGCACUAGCUUGGCUGCAAUGAGUUGCCGGGAGGUGUACAAGGCGCCUUCCAACUGUCUUAGGGACUCUACUCUGGUUUUAUGUACGGUUUACUCCUUAGCCUUUUCUUCUCUCAAAGUUAUCCCACAAGGCAGUGGAGGUUUAGAAUCAGAGUUUUCUUUCUUCUAAUUGGGCUACCUUCCCAGGUUGAUGAGCCCCAUCUGCCCCUCACGUCUGUCACUACAGCAUGUGAAGAAACCACAUUCUUGACCGUUGGACCCACAGUUGGUCUUGUCUCAAUCCACCGGCGCCUGUCUUUGCAUGCAGGGAAAGUCCCUAACUCAUUGAGGGUUUGAGACCCAUGGGCUACCCUCACCUGCUUUAACUGGCCAGUCAAAGCCAUUCCUGGGGUGUGGCCACUGUUGCAUGCUGACAGCUUCUAGGAGCCACAGGUGAGAGCUGAGUGCAGGGUGGGGACCAAAGGUGGACAAACUACCUCAGAAGAAGCAUGUGUCCUCCACCAGAGUAUUGUCCCUCUCCUAACACCCCAUCUAUUAAAAGAAAAGAGAGCUGUUUGACAAUGGAACAGAUGAUCUCAGGAGGUGGUAGACUCUCCUUCAUUGGAGGUUUUUACACAGAAGUUGGAUGACCAUCUGAUUAUUUAGCUGUGAUUACUGCAUUGCAGGGGGUUGAGCUAGAUGACCCUUGGGACCCCUUCCAGCUCUACAGUUCUGUGAUUCUAUGACUUUGGUUUGCAUAGCCUCCCUCCUGCCCCCAAAGACUAACAAAUGUAUUGUGAUGGGGGCAUUUGAUUUAGUUAUAGUGACUAUGCCUGCUUUACCAUGUCACUUUGUUCCUAUUUCAGUUGGAAGAUGGUUUAUGAAUCUUAUUAAAUUUAUAUAUUGUCUUUCCUCCAAAGUGCCUAAGGCAGCAUACACCCCCUGCCCUUGUGAGAUAGGUUGGGCUGAGAGACAGAAUGACUGGCUGAAAGUCACCCAGUGAGUUUCAGUGCUUGAGGAGAGAAUUGAACCAGAGGCUUCCAAGUACAACACUUUUAACUGCUAUGCCACACUCACUCUCUGUGGGUACAUAGGAAGUUGUCUUAUACUGAGUCAGGUCCUUGGUCCAUCUAGCUCAGAAUACUGACUGGCAGCGGCUUUCCAGCAUUUCUGGGAGGGGACAUUCCCAGCUCUACCUAGAAAAGCCAAGGAUUCAACCUGGGAAUUUCUGUGUGCAAAGCAAAUGCUCUACCACUCCAAAUAUGAUACGCUCAUAAUAUAAAUGGAUGAUGUACUCUGGCUUUGCAGUCUGUGUCACAUGAGGCUCCGAUCCAGUGCUUGGCAGGUGCUUUGAUGAGCAUGUGGAACUACUCCACCCAUUGAGCCCUUGGAGCAGCUUAUGCAUUCUAUUGGAUGCACACAUGGCACUGUCUUCAAGGAGUGGAACCUCUGCUUGUAUGGAGCACACUGUGUAUCUAUGGAGCAUCUGUGUUGCACUAACUAUAUGAAGAAACGUGGGGCUGUUGACUAUGUUCUGCUGACGGUGCCAUCCUCUGUCUUCUACUUGCACAGGUUCCUUGAUUCUUUCUUAGUUAACGAUGGCAAAGCCACAAAGCAAAGAUCCUGGCCUAAAGGAGAAGUUCAAGAAUCUCUUAGGACUUGGGAAUUCCAAAUCUAAUUCCAAGUCAUCGGAAGGAAAGCAAACGGAAUUUGUUAUCACAGCAGAAAUACUCAAGGUAACACACGAAUAUACUGGAUGCCUGAUUUACAUCAGGAGCUGGAAAUUAAAAGAGGGCAAAGGCUACCUAAGCAGGUUAAACACAGGAGGCAGAGAGGCAGUGUCCUGUUCUAUGGUGUGGCAAGCCCAAGGAUGGGUACAGAGCUAGGCAGGGCUCAGGCUGGGUGCUAGACCAGUUGAGGCAAGGCUAACAAAAGCUCAAAUGGAGGCUGAGUCCAAGAUAAGGUGGAGGCUACAUCCAAAGUGUUAGCUUCACCCAUGCUGGAAGGUGAUAUUUUAUCUAAAGCACUCCAGCCUUUUCCAAUAGCCUCUUACUGCCUCUGUCCUUAUUGGAUCAUCUGCAGUGGAGUCCUUCAUGUCAGAGGAUAGCAGUGCCAUAUCCUCUGUCUGGAGGGAUGCUGGUUCUACUGUCUUAUCCAGUAGCAGUGCUCCUGGGGUUGGCCCUCUGUGCCCUUCCCCUUCUGGUUCAAGAAUCUUCAGCCUCCUCACUUGAAAGAGGAGCCUGAUGGCUGGUCGCUGACAGACAAAACUCUUCCAUUUCCACUUUUUGAUGACACUGCAUUUAUCUACCUGUGAAUUACGAUUAGUGCCAUCUGUUUGCUUGCUGUUGAGAGUUCUGGCAGUCUCUUUGUAUGGUGACAAUAUGCUGAUCAUUGGCCAUGACCCCACACAAGAAGAGAUCACAAAAGCAGAGGAAUUGUUUUAUUUGAGCUCAGUGUUGCCAUUGAGAAAGCACAUACACAUCUUAAAUAAAAAACAAAUUGGUUUAGAUAUUAAUCACAUUUUUACCCUGCCCUUGCUUGUGGGGCUCAGAACAGCAUUUUAGCUGUGAGGUUAUUUGGGCUGCAAGCAACUUGUGAUGGUUUAAAGCUGCCUUCUUUUCCUUUCAGGAACUGAGCGUAGAAUCUGGCUUGAACAAUCGGAUAAGAGCAAUCGGUCAAAUCUGUGAGGUAGCAAAAACUAGAAAGUUUGAAGAUGUGAGUACAUGGGCAGAAAACUGUUGAAUGUAUAAGGAAGUUACACCAAAAUGCCCCUUCCCCACAAUGGACAGUGAGGUGUGAAUGUGGGGAGUAACCUGGAGUUUUCUGUGCCCUCAGCAUGCAGUGGAAGCCAUCUGGAAAGUGGUUGAUGAUAUGCUGCAGCCCGACCGACCAGCUGAAGCCAGGCAUGCUGUGCUCCACCUCCUGAAGGCAAUUAUUCAAGGGCAGGUAAGACACAGAGUGCACCUGAGGCAUGCAGAACCUAGACACUGUGAAUGGGACUAUGGACUAGCAGAAAACAUGAUUUCCAAAUUCCAGUAGCCACAAUUUGUCAAGAAGCCACUCCUCUCAUCUUUUAGGGCGAGGGGCUCGGUAUCCUCCGAGCUCACUUUUUCAAAGUGAUUAAAGAUUAUCCUUCUAAUGAAGACAUGCACGAACGGCUUGAAGUGUUCAAGGCUCUUACGGAUAACGGAAAAUGCGUAACGUAUUUGGAAGAAAAUUUGGGUAUGUCCCCUUUUUAGCCACUAAUUUAAUCGGGGCAAAUUCUUGCUCAGAGAGGAGAGUGACCAAAACCUGCAAUGUGUCUUAGUUAAUGGAACAUUCAAUUUACUUGUGCUAUACAAAAAAUAUUUUUAGUUAAUAUGCUUUGCAUGUAGAAGGUUCCCGGUUCAGUCACUGAACUGAACUUCUACGUAGGGCUAGGAGUGUCCCCUGUCUGCAACCCUGGAGAGCUGCUGCCAGUCAGUGUCAGCAAGACUGAGUUAGAUGGACAAGACUGAAUAAAAGGAACCAAUGGCUCGACUUGGUAUAAGGCAGCUUCCUUUGUUCCUGUAAGUUAACCCCCCAAUAAUGAAUCCCAGAUCUGAAUCAUACACACAUAGUUUGACACCGAGGCAGGUUUAAAGGUCAAUGAAAUAAAUACAGCAGCAUAUGUCUCCUCUGUGGGUGGGCUGGUGGUAUUUCCUUCAUGCUUGAGGACUUCCCAGGAGUACUUGGCUGCUCAUUAGUGGAAGCAGAAUGCUAACCCAGAAGGACCUUUGACCUGGUCCAGCAAGGCGGUUCUGAUGUCCCUGCAAUAAGACAUGUCUGGUGAAUAUCUGGAUGGGUCAGGUGGAAGCACGAGAGGUACAUCUGUCACGGCUGUGAAACACCUUCUGGGAUUCAGAAAACAGGAGGUGUUACAGCAAGUUGAAAACAAGUUAAUUUGUAGUGAUUUUGUUUCCAGGCUGCAUUCCUCUUUUCUUCUCCUUCAGCUGAAUUUGUCCUUCAGUGGAUGGAUAUUGGUUUGAAUUCAGAGUUCCUGCUGGUGCUGGUCAACCUAGUCAAGUUCAAUAGCUGCUACUUGGAUGAAUAUAUCGCUGACAUGGUCAAGUAAGGCUAAUCUUUAAACCUUCUGUUGGUUCUAAGAAACCCUGUUUGAGGGUUAAAUUGGCAGUCUGACCUCCAUGUGAACCCCAUAUUUUCAUCUCUAGGUAGGGCUGGGAAAGACCCCUGCCUGAAACCUUGGAUUGCUGCUGCCAAUCAGUGCUGAUGAUACUGAGCUAGAUGGACCAAUGGUCUGACUAGGUAGAAGGCAGCUUCCUAUGUGCCUAAUCAUAAGUACAUGUUGAUGAAGGAGAAUUUGGUCAGGGCAACCAGCUCUUGUAUCUCUGGGAUGGCGUGGGCUUCCUGGUAGGGUUGAUCCCGUAGGUUUAGAAAUUUUGCCCUGGAGGGCUAGAUCUUUACUUUUAUGUUUUUCUUUCCUACAGCAUGAUUUGCCUCUUAUGCAUUCAGACAUCUUCUGCAGUUGACAUUGAGGUCAGUAGUUAUGUGUAAUACUAUGGGUGUUAGGACAAAGUGCCAUUAUAAAUAGGAGAGCAAUAUUUGUGGUGGUGCUUUCUUAAAACACUUCUGCCCAUUCUCCCUUCCGGUUCCCAUAACUGGAAUUCCCUCCAGAAUCCUCUGGGAUGUCAAACCUUUCUGUCUCAACAAUCCCUCUUUGGAACCAACUUAUUCUGUUAAUUUGUCGUUUGUUGUCUCAAGUGGAAACAGUAUUCCCCUUCUCUUGAUUAUUAGCAGUGGGGUUGUGGUUUGGGACAGAGUUGAAGCUGGACUGUAAAAUCUCGGCUGUGGAACUCUCUUCCUACUGAAAUUAGAGAGUUCCCCUUGCUGUUGAAUUCAGAUGCAUGACUAAGAUUUUCCUGGUUCAGCAGGCAUGUAAAGGUAGUUCUCUGUUUGUUUGUUUCUGUCUGUUUGAGAGCCAGCGUGAUAAAGUGGUUAGGGUGUUGGACUAGGACCUGAGAGACCAGGGUUCAAAUCCCCAUUCUGCCAGGAAGCUCACUGGCUGACCUUGAGCUCAGUCACUGCCUCUCAUCUAGCCUAAUACAGCCUAGCCUGUUGUUGUGGGGAUUAGAGACGCGGGUGACACUGUGGUCUAAACCACUGAGCCUUUUGGGCCUGCCAAUUGGAAGAUUGGCAGUUUGAACCUGUGCUACAGGGUGAGCUCCCGUUGCUCUGUCCCAGCUUCUGCCAACCUAGCAGUUCAAAAGCAUAGUAGAUAAAUAGGUACCGCUCCAGCAGGAAGGUAAACAGCGUUUCCGUGUGCUGCUCUGGUUCGCCAGAAGUGGCUUAGUCAUGCUGGCCACAUGACCCGGAAGCUGUCUGUGGACAAAUGCCGGCUCCCUCGGCCAGUAAAGCAAGAUGAGCGCCGCAACCCCAAAGUCGUUCGCGACUGGACUUAAUGGUCAGGGGUCCCUUUACCUUUACCUUUAGGAGGACCGUGUACACUACUUAAAGCUCAUCAGAGAAAAAAAAGUGCAUUUUUUUAAAAAAAAAAAAUUAAUCGUUCUUGUUCUUUGUAUUUCUUUUUUUAAAAGCACUUCAUGUAUUUCAUAUGGAAAUCCUGAAAAUUAAAUGUUUUAAAAGUAUCUGAAAUAAAUAAGAUUAAUGAUACUGUUCCAAGGCAAUCACAUUCCUUUCCCCCCUUCCCAGGUUUCCCUGCAGGUCCUUGACGCCGUGGUGUGCUACAACUGCUUGCCUUCGGAAACCCUCCCAGUCUUCAUAAUCACCUUGUGCCGGACGAUCAACGUGAAGGAACUCUGUGAGCCUUGCUGGAAGGUCCGUUAUCUUGCCAGUUCUCUGGGUAGAAGGCAGUUCGGUGGUCCUGGGGGAGAAAAGGCUGAAUAUAGGAAGCUAUUUAGCCGUGUAGGCUAAAUAGAUUCAUAGAACUGUAGAGUUAGAACGUACCCCCAGGGGUCAUCUAGCCCAACCCUCUACAAUGCAGAAAUCCCAGCUAAAGAAUGCUUGGCAGAUGGCGAUCAGACCUUUCUUUAAAACCUCCAGUGAAGGAGAGUACACCACCUUCUCAGGUAGUCUGCUCCACUGUAUCAACGGUUCUUAGCAUCAGAAACCUCUGCCUAUGGUUGAGUUAUAGAAACACAGAAUCACCGAAUUGCAUAGUUGGAAGGUAUACCAAGGGACAUCUAGUCCACCCCCAGGAGAUCUAGCUACCCCCAAGGCUUCUGCAUGCAUUCACUGUGCUGAAAAACCAAAGGUGGUGUUUUGCACCAAGAUCAUUCUUGCAAUAUCUUUUCCAAACUGUUAAACUUGAUGAUUCAUUAUCUUGCAACUAGAAUUGUGCAAAUCUUGUAUAAAUUCCUUAUUUCUACUGCAGGGUUUUGUACCAGACUUUGCACUUUCUAUAAUUUUUCAGUGCAUAAAUUUUGUGCAUUUCUUUUUUCUUUUUGUCAGUUUGUGUGUGUGUGUGCGUUCAUGCAUGUAUGUGCGUGUGCAGAAUUCCGAGGGAUUUGCUUCCGUUUAACAACAUGCUUCUGUUUGUCCUUCAGCUCAUGCGCAAUCUGUUAGGAACUCACUUGGGGCACAGUGCCAUUUACAACAUGUGCCGGAUCAUGGAGGACAGGUACUUCUGUGCCACCUGCUGAAACCUCUGCUUUCCCUGGGGCUGGGAGCAAGCGCAAAGUUGGGUGCCACGCUGGUACAAGAGAACUGCUUUAAUGCUGCCCCAAAGAUUGUAGGGGUACAGGGGUUAACCCCACUCUUGACAUCCUAGGGCAGGCAGCUGGACUUGCAAGCUUUGCAUGGAAUUCUUUGUGAGACCAAUGCUCAGUGGUGGUUCACUGAGGAAGGCUUGGAUAGGGCUGUCUUAGCAGCUAUCCAGACAGAGAGAAGAGCUCUUGAUAUUUAUCCCCCAAGUCCUACUACAGGCAACUCCCCAUUUACACAGGGGUUAUGAUCUGAGGCACCGCACGUUUAAGUGAAAUCGCCUAUAUUUGGAAAAAAAUGGAAAAAGCCUGCAAACGCCACAAUCACUCCCUCUAAACCUCCUUGCUCAAACUCUCCAUAGGCCUCCUGAGUUUGCACUUGCAAAGGCUCGUGGGAUUGCUAGACACUGUUUUUGCACCCUUUUUGCUGUUUCUUCUCUCUUUUAGGGCCGUUUUUGCUCCUUUUCGUGCCACUUGCAGGUUUGCAGCGACGCACGGCCAUGUGUGACUUGAAUGCGCAUAAAUGGGGAGUUGCCUGUAUAUCGUCAUCACUGUUGGAAGUUUUAGAAAUCCAGAUGACACUGACCCCAUAGGGCCAGGUGUGCACCGCAAGGAGGUUGGGAGGAGUGGACUUGUGCUGAUAGGAGCAAAAAAAAUGAAAGAUGGCUCUGGCCCCUCCCUCCCCCUUUCUCACUGGUACUGAUUUAAGGAAGAUCCUGAAGCCCAUGUCUGAGACCCACUAAUUGUGGUCAAAAUUCCCAUGUUUGCAGGACCUACAUGGUAGAUGCCGCACUACUGAGAGGGGCUGUGUUUUUCGUGGGCAUGGCUUUGUGGGGAGCGCACAGGCUGCAGUCACUCAGGAAUUCGCCAACUUCAGUACUGCCCUCCUUUCUGAAGGUAAUUCUGAGCCCUUCGAACCAGGAUCAUGCGGGUGAUAGAUGGUGGAGGUUUAGAUUAAUAUCCUGGCUCAGGUGUGAAGUUUUCUGGGUGAUCUUGGGCUUAUUACUGCCUCUUAGACCAGGGGUUGGCAAGGUUUACCAGUUCACUCCAGCGGAGAUCUUUCCGUGGGCCGGAUUGUGCGCGUGCGUAAGUGUGCACACUCGUGAUUUCCGGUGCUGAGGAAGCGAGUCCCCGUUCCGUGCUGCGCCAGUUUAGUGCAGUGCGUGGGGACUCGCUGAGUGGGUGGCUUGGUUCGGGAGCGGCUUAUGGGCCAGUUAAACAACCCCCGUGGGCCGCUUGUGGCCCAUGGGCCUUAGGUUGCCUACCCCUGGCUUAGACUAACCUACCUCAUAGGGUUGUUGUGAGAGGAUCCCUGUACAGUGCUCCUCAGAGAAAGGAUAAAAUGCAAUAAACAAAUCUUGGGGAACAUGAAUUCAGAGGGAACCCAUGGGCUACUGAGCUGUGUGUUGGAAAAAGCCAAAGAUACCUGCAGUCACUGUUUCAUCUGUGACCACACUUCUGUUCAGUGUGGUUCAGUUGCACCACUUUCAGCCUUUUCACUUUUGGCUGGAAAUUGUCUUUAUAGUGGGUUUGCCAGGGCUCAGAAGUUCCUUUCUUUACUCCUGAGUAGCAGCCUGCACUUUCUGAUCUUGCUUGUGUACCUGAAAUCUCUCUGGCAGUUUUCCCACACAUGUUAUUAGUUUUGGAUGGCAGCGUUGCAUAGCCUUCAGGCUAGUGGAAUCUACCUUUUCAGUAUAAGCCAUGAGGUGCAUAACCUAAAACCAGGUGCAAAAUCAUGGCUUAGGAAGGCAGGCAUAGAAUUGCAAAGUGUGGGACUAUGCUCUGAGCACAGUCUGGGAACCCAAGCUUUCCUGAUUUCAGCAGACUAGAAGGGGGAAAAAUACUUUUUGUUGUUGCUAUUGUUACAACUGUUGGGAGUUGGAAACAGUUUCUGCUCUAUGAAUCACUUGGGAGGUCUUCCAGGAAACCUUGAUCUCCCUUCUGACUACUCCAGUUGUAUGGCACUUAACAUACUUUUCUGGGCGCUUCCUUCUUGAAGUGUCCUAACCCAGUGGAACCAGCAAAUGGGCCCUCUGUCAUUCAGGUGGUCCCAAUAUGUCAGUUCCUUACUUGGGGCUUUCUCUCCCCCUUCCAGGCCAUGACGAGUCCGAAUACCAUUGUGUCUUAUGAAAUAGUCCUUUCCAUCACAAGACUGAUCAAAAAAUAUGGGAAGGACCUCCAGGCAGUCACUUGGGACAUCCUCCUGAAUAUCAUCGAGCGGCUGCUCGAGCAGCUGCAGGUAAAUGGGAAGCCCCUUUUGUUUUAUUUUUAAUACUGUUUUUGCAAACGUAACAGAAAAAAGAGAACCAUCACCAGCUGGCAUUGCGAAUAAAAUAUUCUGACUUAAACAUAUUAAUAUAGAAAGUCCAUAUGUCCAAAUGGCAUCCAAAUGAGAGCAAAAAUGAUAAGCUAUACUUUCAGGCGCAGAAAGGGCAGUAAAAUCUUCAGACUGCUGAAUAGCAGAUGAUGGUGAUGGCGAUGAUGAUGAUAAUAAUGAUGAUGAUAACAAUAAUAAUGAUAUUUAUACGCCGCUCAUCUGACUGGGUUGAGUGCUUAUUUUUCCAGCCUUGCAAUAGUAGUCUCUGCAGCCAUAAGGUCUCACAGAAUCAAUGUCCGUUGUUCUAACACCAUGGAAUAGAAUUUAAAGAGGCUAUUUUGGAUGUGUUCUGGGGGGAGGGGUGCAAAAUGGCAGAGUUAUUGGAGUAGGAUUAGAGAAGGGUUUCACUUUCUUUAAUUUCUAGCCUGCACCUGCCUGUUCUGUGUCUUUCCAAGCAUCAAUAAAGGAUAGAGGCAUAGGAGACUCUGACACUUCCUUCCGAGUUAAAACAUUCAGAGUCUCGUGGCACCUUAAAGACAUCACAGUUUUUUAAAUGGCGUAAGCUUUUGUGGACUCAGCCCACUUCAUUACAUAUAUGAAGUGAAAUCUUAGUUGGCAGAUAUAUGGGGAAGAAAAUUGUAAGGUGGAAGUUGAAUUACAAUGGAAUGUGAUAAUUAGAGCUUAAAUCUAUGUUAACAUAGGCACCCUUUUUAUUGUUGCCAAUUGGUGACAUGGCUGAGAUGAUUGUAUUAAUGCUUGUAGUGGGGCAGGGAACCAUUGGCAAGAAACAGUUGUUGAUAACACAGAUAUUCCAGCAUUGGUAACUUAACUGAUGCACAUGUAGUGUGAUAAAAGUUAUUUUGUCUUGAUUUAGCCUGCAAAUGACUGCACUGAGAUUCUCGAGGGCUAAUCAAGUUGUGUUUUCUUCCUUUCAGACCUUGGAGAGCCCAGAGCUGAAAUCCAUUGUCCAUGACUUGCUGACCACGGUGGAGGAGCUAUGUGACCAGAAUGACUUCCAUGGCUCUAAGAAACAUUACUUUGAGCUUGUGGAGAAAUGUGCAAGUCAGAGACCUGUAAGGCAUGGCAAUGUUUGAGAAAUUUCCUGUUGUUUCCUUAGGACUUCCUUAAAGAGCACUCAGUGGAGGGGCACAGGGAACUAAAAUAUUUUCUUAUGCAAGGGAUGGGGAGGGGUGGAUCCAGAAGCUGCCCUUCAGGGGGGAUUUUUGGGGGCAGGUGAGCAGGGCCACUCUGGUUUUAGACAAGGGCCAUUCUCAGCCCUACCUGGACCUCCAAGGACCUCCUGCAUGCAAGGCAGAUGCUCUGCCACUGAGCAUGGGACUUCCGCUACCAUUUAAUAAAGUGAUGACAGAUCACCCUUUAUAUAUGAGUAAUCCUCAGUUUACAAUCUUACUUUGUUGAACUUGGAUGUUUUUUUAAGUAGUGGCCUGCCUUUCCUUUUGCUUAAAAGGAAUCUUCUGUUCUGAACCUGAUCACCUACCGAGCUCAGUCCAUCCACCCCGCGAAGGACAGCUGGAUCCAGAAGCUGCAGGGGCUGAUGGACAGGUUCUUCAGGUAGGGACCCUGUAGCUCUUACCUGUGGCUCCUCUUCUCACAUCUCUGACUUUCCAUCCUCUGGAUGUUGGUCACAACCCAGAUGAUUUGGGCUCCUCCUCCUUUUUGAAAACACCAUUGUCCCUUUUUCCUCCUCAGGAAUGAGACACGGAGUGCUAUUCGCAUCAAAGUUCUGCAUGUUCUCUCUUUCGUCUUGAGCGUCAAUAGGCAGAUUUAUGAGGUGAGUUUUCAUUUUCACUCUGAGAAAUGUUCUUUGGGUGAUGUCAGACACAUGUUUAAGUCUGGCAGAAGGUCACUUCCUUGAACUUCUAUCAAGAUAGGAAAACAAAAUGGCAGCAGAGGACAAAAAAAAAAAAAGAGUUUUCAACCACAAAAAUAUAUAUUAUGUAUGCACACGAUGACAACUAUGUUCAAAUUCAUCCGGUGAAAUAUGCCACUAUUUAAAAUUCUUAGUAGCUCUUCAGCUUCAAAUGAGAAUAGCAUACCUCCUCACACUAGGACAACAUCCUAAUAACUAAAACCAACCUUAAAAAUGACACGUUACUACCCUCCAAUACCAAUAAUUAUUAUACUUUCCAUAGAUCAUGAAUACAAGGACCUAAAUUUUUACAUUUUUUUGUAUGUUUCAUUCCCUUGUAUUUUCAUUUCCUUAUUUCUUACAUGUUGUUGAACUAUGUUUUGUAUUAAAUAAAAUUCAUUCCUUCAUUUGACUUUUUGACACCCUCAAUUAAAGAGCUGUCUGGACCUUCCCCCAGCUUCCUGGCUUGCACCUUCUCAAUUUUAUCUUCAUUCUAGUGCUUUAAAAAUAUUUCUACCCUGGUUUUUCAUAAAACAUAUUCACCAUACGUUUAUAGAAACAGUAGAAACCUACAGUGAAAAAUUACUAAUACAGUAUUAGCACAACUGUCAAAAUCAAUGUUCCACCUCUUUCUUUUACCAGCCUUGUUAAACCACUCUGUCUUAGCCAGCUCACAAAAGUCUUGUCCUGUUGCAGGAGGAGUUGAUUAACCUGGUGGUCCUCUCCCAGCUGGCCCACAUCCAAGAAGACAAAGACCACCAAGUCCGCAAACUGGCCACCCAGCUGCUGGUGGACCUGGCAGAAGGCUGCACCUCCCACCACUUCAACAGCUUGUUGGAUAUCAUAGAGAAGGUGAGGCAGCUGUCAGCUCAGCUCUGGGCUUUGGCAGCAGGAGCUGUGCCUGGUUUCAGGAAGUGUCAAAAACAAGGGAAGAAAUUGUGCUUUGGGGAGGGAUUUGCACUAUGAACUUGAGGAGCUUUGCUGGUUUGAAUAUCCUGUUUGGUUUUGCAAAGCUGAGUGUGUUUUUGCAGGGGGGAUGGCAGUGUGUCAAUUUCGGGUAAUGAUCUAAAGACCUUUGCCGUUGAAUUUUGCAUAGGCAUCAUCAGGUACUCUGUUUUGGAUCAGGGUAGAAACCUUCAAUCAACAAAUUAUUUGUUUCUUCUGUGUUCCGUAGUCGUCAGGACAAUGGCUUGGUUAUGAAACCUACAAAUAUUAAAGUAUUAAGAUUUCCUGAAGUAGCAACUCCACUGAAAUCUCUGAAAAUGAAGAACCAGAUGGCACGUCACUGGGUGUUAUGGACACAGCUAGCCACCUAACCAAGCUUGGCUGUGCUGCAGCACAUGUUAGCAUAUUCAUGUGAAGUCUGAUGAAAAUGGAAUCUGUCCUAUUUUCGUGGAUGAGACAUAACAGCUAUAAAAUAGCUGAUUAUCAGAUCUAAAAACUCACAUAUGAAACUCCUUUUGGGUUCACAAGCAUGGAAAACCUCCAAAACAGCCUGUUGGUCCAGGCAAAGAUACCAUUUUGCUUCUUCUAGAGAGAUGCAGGCCUCAUUCACAACAUUUAAAGCUCUAUGAUGCUACUUUAAACAGUCCUGACUUCCCCCAAAGAAUUCUGGGAGCUGUAGUUUGUUAAGAGUGCUGAGAGUUACUCAGAGACCCCCACGAGCUGCAAUUCCCAAUCGUUCCCAGUGAAUAUGGAUUGAUUGUUAAACCACUUGAGGAUUGUCGCUCCGGGAGAGGAAGAGAGGUCUGCUAACAGCUCUCAGCACCAUCAACAAACUACAGUUCCCAGGAUCCUUUGCAGGAAGCCAUGACAGUGGCAUCGUAGUGCUUUAAAUGUAUGGGAUGAAUGUGGGUGUUGUUGCUUUGUAUACUUUAUGUAGCUCUGCUGUUGCCAGGGGUAUUUAUUCUUGCCAUCCUAGCACUUUUUUUGCAAUCCUUAUGUAAUUGUGGGCCUUGGCCCUCUGCAAAGCUUGUGUAUGCUCUCUCUCCCUGAAAAGGUUGCUUCCCAUUCCCUGCUGCCUCCCGCUGAACUAGAGGAAAGAGACUUGCUGUCUUACUCUGCUUCUUUAGAAGAUGUGAAGACAGCAGUCCUGGGCCUUCUGGUCAUUUUCCAGGUAAGUGACCAGGUUGUUGAGCCCCGGGGUGGUUUCCUCUUGGGCUUUUUAGAUUAAAAAUAAAUAAAUUCUGGCUUUCCUCUUGACAACAUCUUGCUUUCCUCCUUUCAGACAAAACUCUACAGUUUCCCCCCCAGCCACGCCACCCGCGUCUAUGAGAUGUUGAUCCUCCACAUUCAGCUCCACUAUAAACACAGAUACAGCCUCCCAGUCGCCAGCAGCAUCCGGCUGCAGGUGAGGAAUCUGUGCAUCUCUCAGUCCCACCUCCAAACUUGCAGGACUUGCAGGGAAGAUGACAAGGAGGAGAGAACUGGCUCCAAAUGGUGCUUGCAAGGGGAUAUUGCUGCUAACUUUCCAGAAGUUUGUUCUGAUUUUGUUAAGUCCUGAGAUGCAGCAAUGGGUGUGAUGCAGGGCACAGAGAUCUCCCCCAGCCCACUUCACCAGCUGUACUUCCUCCCUCCCUUUGGCUUCUAAGAUUUGAGCAGGCAAUACCCACACAGUUUUCAAGCAAGGGCUGAAUUCCUCCCCCUCCCUUUUUCAGUUAUUCUGAGGAACUUAAUUCCAUGCUCAGUGUUUAACAGAGUGUGCUUUCCCCCAACUGUCACAUAAUCAUACCCCUCAGCCCCUACCUGUAAAUGUCUUGGAUAACACUCUCUCUUUUAUGUCCUAUCAAUAAAUACAUUUUUUUUCUGUCUGAUGGAGGAGGACACCCAGAGAUGGGCAAUUCCUCCCAGGAAGGGAGGAAUAGGCAAUUCCUAUACCCUGCACAUUCUGCUCAGUUGAUUUUUUCCUACCAUUGCUGUGCUGGGUUUGGCAGAGAGGAUGGCUCAGUCCAAAGUGCUCCUCCCUCUUUCUUGAAUGCUCUGACCUGCUGGCAGGGGCAAAGGGGAGGAGCGGCAUAUCAUACAGUGCCUUGCAAGUCUCGCUGCUGCUACGGAUUUCACCACUCCUGCUGGUGGUAAAUUGCGUCUUGGCAAAUUGCUUGCUUGUCCUCGUGGUUAGGCCCCGUGGGCUACCAGUUCACUACCUUGGCCUGCAGAGUUGAUGUCUCCGUCGCUCUUCUGCUCCUGUGGAACUCCCUGCUGCUUGAAGUGCAACCAUCUUUUAGAAACAUUGCAGGACUGCUUGGAUUGGAUUGAGAAGAUCUCUGAACCUUCCUUGGAGCAUGUGGGGGAAUGCUAGGCUAAUUAUUUUUCUCUUGCUUAUUUUUAGGUAUUUGACUUCUUGCUCUCGCUUCGGGCUGACUCUCUCCACCGACUGGGCCUGGCUACCAAAGAAGGGCUCAUGAAAUUCAGCCCCUACUGCCUCUGUGAUUUUUUGUAGGUUUUGUCUGAUUGUAGCCACUGUUUCCCAAAAAUAGUUCUGCUAUGUUCUAAUCUGAGGCUCCCUUGUACCAUGCUGCCCAGAAAUUGAAAUCUCAAUUCAAUUGGUGGGCCCAGCCUCUAGCUCUGCAGUGGUGGCCCUUGUGCCUUUGGAAAUCCCAGUAGGUCUGCACUGGGCAGUGACACUUCAGGGGUUUUGAAAGGCCUUUAAAGACCUAUUUGUUUCAAUUGGCUUUCGCAUGAGUAAGCUUUCUCCCAUUUACUGGAUUAAGGAUAGUAGAUUAUGUGAUUGGAAGAUUUGAAUGGGUUUCCAUUCUUUUAAAGGGUUUUGGUAGUAAUGGGGUGUGUGUGUGUGUGUGUGUGUGUGUGUGUGUUGUAAUGGGUUUUUAUCAUUGUUAAUCCACUUUGCACGGACAAGUGGCAUGUAAAUAUUUUAAAAAUAAAUAAAGCCACUUGGAACAUGGGUUCUUCGUAAGGUAGUUGUCAGUUGUGCUUCUUCAAGACGGUAUGGUCUGGCAGCAGGCUGAUUUUUCCUUCUUCUUAUGUCACAGGGAACCAGAGAAGAAACCUGCUGGCACCCUCUCCCCUCCCUCGGGAAGCCCCAGUGUGCCUCCCCAGAGCACGGGCAUUCGUAUGGGCCACUUACCUUACUCUGUUUUCUUUGGAGUCCUCCUCCAGUGCUUGAAGCAAGUGAGUGAUGAACCUGGUAACUGGAUCCCAAGCUGCAGAUCAGGGAUGGGGAACUGGAUGUGGCCCUCCAGCUCUCUUUCUGGCCCUUGGGACUCUCCAUAACCCAUCCAUGGCUCUGCCUUCUUUGGCCCUGCCCAUCACUGGCAUGCCUCACAAGGACUGCUCCUGCUACUUACUAUCUGGCCCAGGGUGGGGCCUCACAAGGAUGGUUGUUGCCACUGAUGCUGCUACUGUCCAGGAGGACCCGAAGGGGUGCGGAGUUCUUUUUAACAUGUUUUUUUUUUUAAAAUAUAUUUCCCUUUCCCUUUCGAUUUUUUAUAUAUGGGGGUGGGAUGGAUGUUUGGGUGGGCUUGGGAAUUUGUUAGAUUUUGAUGAAUUUGUAAUUUUUGCAGUUUUUAUUUGUAUUGUUUUAUUGUUUUCUGGGUUGUUUUUGUUUUUAUUGUUUUAAGGUUUUAUUGUUUUAGGCUGCGAAAGAAUAACAUUAAUUGCCAUCAAUGGAGGCUACUAUGAGGCCUGGGAUUGCUACCGUGGAGGGGCGAGGGAGGUAUGGCGGUGGGGGCAGAUGUUAUAGGCGAAGGGGAUCGAGAUAUGGAUACGCUCGUACCCCUUCCAAUCUGCGCCCCAUCCCGAGGGACGAGGGUAGGGUGAGCAAGGAUUACUCACCUCCGUCACUGGUGCUGUGCAAUGCCAGGUCUAUAGGCAAUAAAACCGCCACCCUGCGAGAUUUCUUUAUCUCGCAGGGGGUCGACCUGGCUUGUGUGACGGAGACCUGGGUGCGCGAAGGGGCAACAGUUACCUUACGAGAGAUGGCGCCCCGGGUUUCUCCGUCCUCCACCAGUCGCGGACUGUGGGCCGGGGGGGAGGGGUGGCAUUAUUAAUCCGGGAAGAUUGUCCUUUCAGGGCUCUACCAUCGCCAUCGAUCCCCGGCAUUGAAUGUGUUGGCCUAGUGUGGGGCUCCGAGGAGAACUUGGCUGUCUGGCUGGUGUACCGGCCACCUAGCGCACCAGCAGCCACCCUGUCAGGCCUAUUGGAGGCAGUGGCCGGCUGGGCCUUGGAGUUCCCUAACCUAUUGGUAUUGGGGGACUUUAACAUCCAUGCUGAUGCCACUCCCUCCUCACAGGCUCUGGACCUGGUGUCUUCCAUGGCGACACUAGGGCUCUCCCAGUUUGUUUCGGGCCCCACACAUCAAGCAGGCCACACGCUGGAUUUGAUCUUUGGCGUAGGUAUAGAUGUGAUCAUGUCUCCUUCGAUGAAGGUGCCAUGGUCUGAUCACUACGCUCUGAAAGCCAGGAUUGACUUUCCACCCCAACCCUGCUUAGGUGGCGAGCCGAUUUGGGCUCGCCCGCAGAGGCUGAUGGACCCUGAUAGAUUCCGCCAAGCCUUGCGGGACCUUGCUCCCCCUGGCGACUCAUUGACUGAGCUUGUUGAGGGCUGGAAUACCCAGCUCCUGGCAGCCAUCGAUGAGAUCGCACCUAAGCGCCCUCUGCGACCCCGCAGAAACCGGGCUCCCUGGUUUACCGAGGAGCUCCGGAAAAUGAAGCGGGACCUCAGACGGCUAGAGCGAGUAUGGCGGGGUGCCCGUGACGGAGCCUCAAGAACAUCUUAUAGGGCUUUUAUGAAAACCUACGAGAUGGCGGUGAAGGCUGCUAAGAAGUCAUACUUCUCGGCCUCCAUUGCAUCCGCUAGCUCUCGCCCAGCGCAAUUAUUUAGUAUAAUCAGGUCUUUAACGUCCCUUGAGGGACAGCCAAAUUUAAAUAACAAUUUGACACACAGCUGUGAGGCAUUUGCGAGCUUUUUUGCGGAGAAGGCCUUGUUGCUCCACCAUGACCUCCCUGCCAAUUUGGAUACAAUAAAGGAACUGGAGGCCCCUCGACUGUCCUCGGGUCCAGUAUUGGACCACUUCGACCGGAUAUCCCCAGCCGAUGUGGACAGACUCCUCCGAGCUGGAAAGCCCACCACCUGUCCUCUCGACCCGUGCCCGUCUUGGCUGAUUAGAGCGUGUCCAGACGAGGUGCGGGCCCUCCUGGGGGAUAUCGUCAAUUUGUCCCUUGGCACGGGGACAUUCCCAGGGGAACUGAAGAAGGCAGUGGUGCGCCCGCUCUUAAAGAAAACAUCAUUAGAUCCUUUAGAUCUAUCCAAUUAGCGCCCGGUUUCGAAUCUUCCGUUCCUGGGUAAGGUGAUUGAGAGAGCGGUUGCUGAACAGCUUGGUGGGUUUCUGGAUGAAACAUCGGCUCUGGAUCCAUUCCAGUCCGGCUUCCGCGCUGGUCAUGGGACCGAGACGGCUCUGGUUGCCCUAACAGAUGAUCUUCGUAGACAGCUGGAUCGAGGCGGGUCGGGGCUGCUGAUUCUUCUAGAUCUGUCAGCAGCUUUCGACAUGGUCGAUCACGAACUUCUGGACCACCGCCUUGCCGACGUGGGGAUCCAGGGCACAGUCCUUCAAUGGCUGCGCUCGUUUCUCUCUGGUCGGGGACAGAGGGUGGCGCUUGGGGGGGAAUUGUCAUCGCGCCACUCCUUGGUGUGUGGAGUACCUCAGGGUGCGAUACUCUCCGCGAUGCUUUUCAACAUCUUUAUGCGCCCCUCGCCCAGCUUGUUCGGAGUUUUGGGCUGGGUUGCCAUCAGUAUGCCGAUGACACCCAACUCUAUCUGUUGAUGGAUGGCCAUCCUGACUCGGCCCCAGACACACUGACCAGAUGUUUGGAAGCUGUGGCUGGAUGGUUACGUGGGAGCCGGUUGAAGCUAAAUCCUUCGAAGACAGAGGUCCUGUGGCUGGGACGGGGCGAUAUGGGAUUGGGGGGGCAACUCCCAUCUCUUGCGGGGGCGCAAUUAGUGCCAGCACCGUCCUUUAAGAGUUUGGUGUAAUCUUCGACACCUCCCUUUCCAUGGAGGAGCAGAUUGCAGCUAUAACAAAGGCGGCAUUUUUCCAUCUCCGCCAAGCUAAGCAGUUGGCUCCUUACCUCUCUCGCCCUGACCUAGCCACUGUGAUCCACGCGACGGUCACCUCCAGACUGGAUUAUUGUAACUCGCUCUACGUGGGGCUGCCCUUGAGACUGACCCAGAAACUCCAGCGGGUGCAGAAUGCUGCAGCGAGACUCCUUACGAGGUCUUCGCUGCGAGAUCACAUUCACCCGGUGCUAUACCAGCUGCACUGGCUCCCGGUGGAGUACAGGAUCAGGUUUAAGGUGCUGGUUUUAACCUUUAAAGCCCUAUACGGCCUAGGACCCUCGUACCUACGGGACCGCCUCUCCUGGUAUGCCCCACAGAGAAACUUACGGUCUUCAAAUAAAAACAUCUUGAAGGUCCCAGGCCACAGAGAAGUUAGGCUGGCCUCAACUAGAGCCAGGGCUUUUUCGGCUGUGGCUCCGAUCUGGUGGAACACUCUGUCACAAGAGACCAGGGCCCUGCGGGACUUGACAUCUUUCCGCAGGGCCUGCAAGACAGAGCUGUUCCACCAGGCCUUUGGCCAGGGCACAGCCUGACUCCCUCCCUCGGCAAUCUUCGCGGAGCUCUGGCCCAAUGGUUGCCAGUGGCCUGAAUUAAUUAAUUUUAUAAUGAAUGAUUUUAGAGUGUUGUUUAUGCUGUACUUUUGUACUGUUUUAUUGUUGUUAGCCGCCCUGAGCCCGGCUUCGGCUGGGGAGGGUGGGAUAUAAAUAAAAUUUUAUUAUUAUUAUUUGAGAGUAGUGCCUUACGAAAGACAUUGCACAUCAUGCUGAAGUGCAUAUGGAGCAUUGCAUAUCAAACCUAGUCAUUUUUAGUGAAAACUAAAAAUAAAAGUCCUGCUGGAAGGGUCUAGUUGCCAAUCAGGAAUGGGGAUAUGAAUGCUGACUUUAUACCAGCUUGGUUCCCUCCCAGUGUUUAGGCCUACAACUCCCAUCAGCCCCAGCCAGCAUGCCCAUGCUCGAGUCAACCCCAAGGUCAUGUGGCUGGGCUGGCUGGGGCUGAUGGGAGUUUUAGGUCAAGACAUUGGGAGCACCACUCUGGCAAAGGUUGCUUAAUGUAGCCGCAUGGUUGCAGCCUUGCUUCCUGGAGAUGGAGCCUGGCAUUCUAUCUGCCCAAAGAGUGUGAUUUGCAGCCGGGCUGCAGUUCUUUCCAUGCCACCCUUGAACUCCCCUGCUCCCCUGAGUGUGUCUUUCCUUUUUUUCGUUUGUAGGAGACAGACUGGAAGGUGCUGAAGCUGGUUCUGAACAAGUUACCGGAGUCUCUGCAGUACAAAGUGCUUUACUUAACAUCCCCUUGCAACAUUGACCAGCUGUCUUCUGCCCUCUGCUCUAUGGUAAGAAUGUGCCUCCGAGCAUCCAAUUGGGGCAACAAAGGUCCACAUUAGGGAGCUUUUGAUGGUUGCCCUACAGUUGUGGCAUGCAUUAGUGUCAUGGGAGAGCUCUCCAGUGGAGAAGCCUGUUGUCGUUUGCUGAAUAUCUUGUCUGCUAUUCACUGUAAGGCCCUCGGGUGGGUUGCAACAAUGCAGAACAAGAGUGGGUAACCUGUGGGUGCCUCCCUUUGGAUUCUGUAGCAGUGACUUUUUGUGUGUGCCACCAGCUUACAGACAAAAAGAUGACCGAGCGCCUGCGGGGCACCCCGGAAACUUUCUCCCGUAACGAUUUGCAUUUGGCUGUGGUUCCAGUGCUGACUACUUUGAUCUUUUACCAUAAUCACCUGGACAAAAGCAAGCAGGUAUUAUUGCAUGUGCAGGAACUGAGUGGGACGUGCUCAGUGGGUGAGCCAGGAGAAGGACACUGCUGCCAAAUAAAUAAAUAUGGCUUAACUUGAGCUUGGCUUUCCUUGACUUGCAUUUAGCUAUUAAACAAGAAGCAAAAGACUUGUAAGUCAUCAAUCUUUUUGUGUGGCAGUCUCUAUACUCUGGAACUCCCUGCCUGUUGACACCAGGCAGGUGCCUUCACUGUGGUCCUUGCUUAUUGCUUGAAACGUAUUUGCUUAGGCAGACCUAUCCAAGCAAUGUAGAAUGCUAACGUGUAUGAUAAUCUCUUUUUAGUUUACUGUUUAUAUAUUUUUUAACCUGGCUUUUACAAUCAUUUUAACGUAGGUGUUUUUUGGGGGGGCGGGGCGGAGACAAACCAUUUGGAGCUUUUAUUACAAUCAAGCUAUGAAUUUUGUUCAUAUAGUCAUGUGUGAAUUUUGUUAAAUUAAAAGGGACACCCAGAGAGCCCUGCACCGAAGUACCUAUAAACACAUUUGAACUGAAUGCUUGGUAAUGUUCUGUUUGUGUCUUUGCCUUCACCCAGCGGGAGAUGGUGUAUUGCCUGGAGCACGGCUUGAUCUAUCGCUGCGCCAACCAGUGUGUCGUGGCUCUCUCCAUCUGCAGCGUUGAGAUGCCAGAUAUCAUCAUCAAGGCCCUGCCUGUCCUAAUAGUCAAGCUGACACAUAUAUCAGCUACGGCCAACAUGGCCAUCCCCCUCCUGGAAUUCCUUUCAAGUAAGUGUAUGCAUAUUCCAUUCUUGCUUUUCAGCUUGUGAAUUACAGCUCAGGAGAUGCAGGGACCUUUGCUUUCCCUCUGUGCAAUUUUUGAAAAUCUGUAGGUAGAUUGGAUGGCUGUGAAAGAUGAUUGGACAAGUCUGUGGAGGAUGAUAAGGCUAUCCAUGGCUACUAGCCAUAACAGCUCUGCUCUGCCUCCAUGGUCAGAGGGAGCGAUGCUUCUGAAUACCAAUUGCUGGAAGCCACAGGAGGGGAGAGGGCUUUUGUUUUUUAAAUUAAUAUUUAUUGAAGUUUCACAAAGAAAAAAAAAUCACAUUGAUAAAAGAGAAAAAUCUGAAAAUAAAGAAAAAAGUACACAAGACAAAAUACAAAAUACAAAAAGAUAAAAGAAAAAAGAAAAACAGUUAAAAACAAUUCCAUCUUUUCAUAACUUUUUUUUUUUAAUUUACUUGUUUCCCGGACCUCCUCAUACCUCCCUCUUUUGUAUUCCAAUUCAGUUUGUUAGUCCAGCAAUUUCUUUCCCUCCUUUUUAAUCCCAAUCCUUAAUCUUAAUAUAUUGUAACAUUAAGUUUAUACCUAUUAAAAACCAAUUUUUCCAUUCUUUUAACCUUUUUAAUCCUAAUCCUUAAUGUUGAUAUAUUUAUAACUUUAAAGCCUGUACAGCUAGAAGCCAGUUAACUUCAAUCCAACAUCACUCUAACAUUCAUUAAUUUUGCAAUAUUUCUGUGAAUAAUCUUUAAAUUUCUUCCAAUCUUCUUCCACCAACUCUUCUCCCUGGUCACGGAUUCUGCCAGUCAUUUCCGCCAAUUCCAUGCAAUCCAUCAUUUUCAUCUGCCAUUCCUCCAGUGUGGGUAGCUCUUGUGUCUUCCAAUACUUUGCGAUGAGUAUUCUUGCUGCUGUUGUAGCAUACAUAAAGAAAGUUCUGUCCUUUUUAACACCGAUUGGCCGACUAUGCCCAGGAGAAAGGCCUCUGGUUUCUUCAAGAAGGUAUAUUUAAAUACCUUUUUUAAUUCAUUAUAUAUCAUCUCCCAGAAAGCCUUAAUCUUUGGGCACGUCCACCAAAGGUGAAAAAAAGUACCUUCAGUUUCUUUACAUUUCCAACAUUUAUUAUCAGGCAAAUGGUAGAUUUUUGCAAGCUUGACUGGGGUUAUGUACCACCUGUAUAUCAUUUUCAUAAUAUUCUCUCUUAAGGCAUUACAUGCCAGUAAACUUCAUACCUGUGGUCCAUAACUGUUCCCAGUCAGCAAACAUAAUAUUAUGUCCAACAUCUUGUGCCCAUUUAAUCAUAGCAGAUUUCACCGUUUCAUCCUGAGUAUUCCAUUUCAACAGCAAGUUAUACAUUCUUGACAAAUUCUUAGUUUUGGGUUCUAACAGUUCUGUUUCUAAUUUUGAUUUUUCCACCUGGAAGCCGAUUUUCUUAUCCAACUUAUAUGCCUCCAUUAUCUGAUAAUAAUGAAGCCAAUCUCUCACUUUGUUUUUUAGUUUCUCGAAACUCUGCAAUUUCAAUUUGUCUCCUUCUUGUUCCAAAAUUUCCCAAUAUUUUGGCCAUUUGACCUCCAUAUUGAGCUUUUUCAAGGCUUUCGCUUCCAUCGGUGACAGCCACCUUGGGGUUUUAUUUUCCAAUAAAUCCUUAUAUCUUAUCCAAACAUUAAAUAAAGCUUUCCUGACAAUAUGGUUUUUAAAUGCUUUAUGUGCUUUGACCUUAUCAUACCACAAGUAUGCAUGCCAUCCAAAUACAUUGUUAAAACCUUCUAAAUCCAAAAUGUCAGUGUUUUCAAGAAGCAGCCAUUCUUUCAACCAGCAAAAAGCUGCUGAUUCAUAAUAAAGUUUAAGGUCUGGCAGGGCAAAUCCACCUCUUUCCUUGGCAUCAGUUAAUAUCUUAAAUUUUAUUCUGGGCUUCUUGCCCUGCCAGACAAAUCUAGAAAUAUCUCUCUGCCACCUCUUGAAACAGUCCAUUUUGUCCACAAUUUGCAAUGUUUGAAACGAAAACAGCAUUCUAGGCAAUACAUUCAUUUUUACCGCAGCAAUACGGCCCGACAGUGAAAGCUUCAAAUUUGACCAGAUUUCAGGGGAGAGGGCUCUUGUGCUCAGGUCCUGUUUGUGGGUUUCUCACAGGCAUCUGGUUGACCACUAUGAAAACAGGGUGCUGGACUAGAUGAGCCACUGGCCUGAUCCAGAAGGCUCUUUUUAGCUUCUUAUUCGGUACAGUCAAAGUUUCUUUUUGCGACUUUUUGAAAAGCAGCAGCUUCCCCCCGCCCAGCUGUGCCACAACAUAAAUCUGAUUUAGAAAGCCUUCCAAACCCUGCAUGUGUCUUGCUAUGUAGUGUGAGAGGGAUGGUGGGUGGUUUGGGGAAGCCAAGUCAGAAGCCCCCUGUGGCACGUGGAGCUAAUUGUGUCGUUUGGAUCUGGAGCAGGGGUGAGGGGCUCUUUUAGCCCAAGGGCCACAUUCUCUCCUGGGCAACCUCCUGGGGUCCAGAUGUCUGCAGUGGGUAGGCAGAGCAACAGGUGCGACUGAUCUUUUGUGCAGCGGGUUAUGCUCUAGCCAUCGCCCCUCCAUCUGGGCAAGAGGCUUUAUUACAGUCCAAGGACAUAUUCCAGCCAGGGCAAAGCAUCUGAAGAGGGAUGCAGAGCAGCGGAGGCGGCUAAGCUCCAGGGAGAGUCACAAGGGCUGGAUAGGGAGGGCCGCAUUUGGCCUCUAGGAUGGUGUUUCCCCACCCAUGCUCCAGAGAGGCAUCCAGAUUAUAAGCACAUGGUGGUGACCUCUGUGAUUCAUGCUGGAGAAACCUGUACCUGUGACGGAACAGUUUGGGCAUGUUUUAACCAUGCCCAAACCAGCCCCCCUGUAAACAAGGUGUGUGUGAAGUGGGUUUCUGCUAGCCAUCCCAUCUGCAGCCAGACUCUUUUACUGUUUCCUCUUUUCCCAAUCCCAGCAUUGGCCCGUCUGCCUGCCCUCUACAGGAAUUUUGCAGCUGAACAGUACGCCAGCGUCUUUGCCAUCUCCUUGCCCUACACAAACCCCUCCAAGUAAGUUGUGGGUGGGUUGUGGUGGUUGUUUUGGUGGAGGUGUUUUGUGGGAUGUGCUGGCUGAGGCUGGUGGGAGUUGUAGUCCCAAAACAUCUGGAGGCCACCAGGUUGGGAAAGGCUGCUAUAAGCUAUAACCAAGGCAAAACUCCCUCCCAUACAUCACCAUACAUCAUCUGUCGUAACUGUUGUCCUCUCUGUUUCUCCAGUCUGCACAACAAAUGGCGUGUGUUUGUCAGCCUUUCUCUUUAAAUUUUAUUUUUCGGCCUUCAGUGGGGAGUUUGGUUGCCUUUCCAUGAUUGCACACUUUAAAUCCUGUUGUUAAAUAGAAACAUUCCCCUUAACCUUUUUAUGUUCUAAGUUUCCAGCUAGUAUAAGUAAUAUCACAGUGUGAUGCUAAUGACGUGUUGCACAGUAAUUAACAUAUAUACUAUUUUAAGCAUUGCAUCUUGCCAUAACAUGAUUAUUCCCCUUGAAUGCCUUCCAGGUUUAACCAGUACAUUGUGUGCCUGGCGCAUCACGUCAUAGCCAUGUGGUUUAUCAAGUGCCGCCUUCCCUUUCGGAAAGACUUUGUCCCCUUUAUUACCAAGGUAAGCUGGUUGCUGUGCCUGAGAAGCACAGGGGAAGAGCUGACAUGCCGGACAGGAGACAGGGAGCAGGAUGGGACCAUGACGGACACUGCCGCUCUGUGGUGAGCUCCGCCUCCAGAGCAGUCCACAAAACAGAGGAGGAAACUUCUUGCCCUGUUCCACCACGGGACUAUGUUUUUGGGGUGGUUUUUCAAUGUGGCGUAGAUUCUCAGUGGGCUGGUCCACACUAAAUUUUGUUCUUGAGCUUUACAGUUUGUGAUUUGUCUUGAGGAAGCAAACCCACAGGUUCAGGUUUGGGUGAUGUGCUCAGCCAAACCAUGGCUUGACUCAUAGCAGUACAUUAGCAGGAGGACCUGGAAGCAGGGGGGGUGCAGAUUCCUCCUCCUUCUCCAGGAACUCUUGAGCUGGUGCUUUUGCACAGUUUGGUUUAGCGUUAUGUGUGAACCGGGUCAUUAUAUGGCUCCAGCCAAACAUCUUAGCAGAAGGCAGACAGGGAUUAAGGCUUGGAGGAAUUUGCUUCGGGACAGAGACUGAGCCAGGGAAAGGGAACCUGCUGUCUUCUGGAUGUUGCUGGACUCCCAUCGCCCAGCAUGACCAGUGAUCAGGGAUGAUGGGAGUUGAAGUCCACAACAGCCAGAGGACCACAGCUUCUCCAUGCCUGGACUCAAAGAUCUCAGUCCUGCCACCCUCACAGGCCCAUUUUGGUGGGGGGAAAGGGAGAGGGCCUUCUUAGUAGCUGCUCCUGGAUUUUGGAACUCUCUUCCUAGAGAAGCCAGACUGGCUUUCUCCUUGUCCUUCCACUGGCAGGGGAAGACUGUCCAAUUCUGACAGGCGUUCGAGAACUGGCUGGUUUUUAAGGAAACGGUUUUUAAUUGUGCUGUUUUCAUUGCUUUUAUUACCUGUAUUCUAAUAGAUUUGUAUUUUAUAUUGUUUUAACUCCAUUACAGUUGAAUUAUUUUUUACGGUUUUUCUUUUAUAUGUUUUUAGCUUUUUGUACAGUGGUAUCUCGGGUUACAAACUUAAUUUGUUCUGGAGGUCCGUUCUUAACCCGAAACUGUUCUUAACCUGAGGCGCACUUUCACUAAUGGGGCCUCCCGCUGCUGGCGCACCGCUGGUGAGCGAUUUCCAUUCUCAUCCUGGGGCAAAGUUUGCAACCCGGAGCAACUACUUUUGGGUUAGCAGAGUUUGUAACCCAAAGUGUUUGUAACCUGAAGUGUUGGUAACCCGAGGUACCACUGUAUUUUGUUUUAAUUUGUGUAAGCUGUCUUAAGUCCCUCUCCGGGGAAAAGGCAGGAUAUGAAUGUAAAUAUAAUAAUAAUAGCAACUUUCAAGUCUUCUUUGUAUUCUCUUUAUGACAGGGUUUGCGAUCAAAUGUCCUCCUCUCCUUUGAUGACACACCAGAGAAAGACAGCUUCCGGGCUCGUAGCACCAGCUUGAAUGAGAGACCGAAGAGGUAGGUUGUUCCCCGAAGGUCCACUUCUUUUUACAGCACUUUGAAGUGCUUUUUGUUAAAAACACCUAUUUGUUGCCUUCUGGGGGCUGCUACAACUUUUCUGAUGGGUCAGGUUUUAUGCCAAUGAAGCUACCUGAUUUUGUUCUGAUGAUGGUCCAUGCCCUUGCAGCUGAAAGCUGUCCUACCUCGACUCAUUGCUCAGUCCAGUUUGAAGUGUCCUAUUUUGCCUCCUCUCAUCCUGCAAUGCAGGGCUGGAAGACCUCUAGCCCUCCGACCAUCACCCCCUGCCAGCAUAGCCAGAUGUCAGGGAUGAUGAGUCUUGUCGUUCAACAGUAGCUGGACGUUCCCUACCCCUGCUGUAAUGAUCAGGUUGCAGCCCAUUUAGCUGGUGGUUACACUGGAACAUUUUGUAAGCUUUUCAGCACCAGACUUCUUCACCCCCAAUCUGGAGAGGGAGGAAAAACUGCAAAAACAUUAUGAUUUGUUCAGAGAUAACUAUGGUCAAUUGAAAGCAUUAAAGCUGCUUUCAGUGGGGUUUUUGAAAAAACUGCGGGUAGCUUUUCUGCAUUGGCUGACUUUGCAUCUGGGAAAAGCAAUCCUAGCAUUGCAUUCACUGUCCAUGCAGCAGUCUUUGGGUUAGGGAUUCAGAGUUGGUUUGCCCCUGAAUGUCAUUGGUUGGGAAUCACAACCAACUGCAGUCACGUCCUGCUUAUGGGCUUCCUGUUGGAGCAUCUAGUUGGCUGCUGUAGAACUUGUUGCUGGACUAGAAGGGCCACCUUUGGGCCAGUUCAGCAGGGCUUUUCUGAUGUUCUUGUGUUCAGAACUUGCUAGUGGUACUGGUGUAUUCCAUAGCAAUUGCCAUUGCAGUCUCCUGGCCUGGCUGUAUCAUUAGUCUUUGGGCCCUUCCAGACUGGUGGUGUCUUUUUGGUCUUCAUGUCAUGGAUACAACAUUACCGCAUUAGUGCUGGGUCCGUCCACACGUCCUUCCCGUUUAUUAGUUGUUCUGCAGCGUUUCUCCCAACAUUACCAGAGGGUAUCCUCACACAUGUAGUGCAGCGAAAAAUAAAUUGGAACAUUUGUGGUAUGAAAAGCUACAGGAUUUCAGCAGGAAGUUUUGGGACAUGCACCUAACUGGAAACAGAGUAGGAUGUCCCCCCAAAAACUUCUACAGAUGCAAAGUGCUAUGAAAGUGGGAUUGUGCACAACAGCCCUGAUACCAAACCACCAUGAAGGCACAAUAAAAAGGAAGUCUGGAGGGGCCACAUGGAAAACAAUGUGGUGCUUGAAGUGCCUUUUGAAUCUGGGUGACCCAGGUUCUGAUCUCUGCCUGCCCAUGAAGCGUGUCUGCCCCUUCACCACCUCAACAAUGAUACCCUCAAGCUUUUUAGGCAGAGAGUUUUCCAACUAGGCCCAUGAAGUUCCAAAGGUGCAUGGCCUACCUUUCAUUUCGCUGCCGCCCUGGGAAUUGUUUUGUGCCUGCAAAUUAAAGCACAGCUGGUGAUAUUCUUGACCUCGGAGUUACAAACGAGGCUCGCCACUUCUCUAGCCAGCCUUUUUGUGUCCGUCAUUUUCCUUUUGAGUUGUGGCUCCCAUCGCCACUUCCUUGCCUUGGCAUUUUUGAUUUUACUAAGUUGGGAUACUGUUGAGUUGAAAAGUUGUUCUGCAAGAGGUACUUUCAAAACACCCACUGCCAUUAUUCUGGGAGUGGCAGUAGCCACGAUUUGUAGUUGAAAAGUAGCAGGAGUGUCAGUCAACCCUAAAAGGCACCUUUGGUUGGAUGCAAAUGGUUUGUGUGUGAUUUGCUUCCUGGUCAGAAAACCCACAAGAAACCCCAGGUGUGUGUGCUGCUCUGUAAAACCAGGAACCUCUUGGAGCUCCUUUUCAUUUUCUGGGAAUGAAACACGCAAACUUAUGCCCUGGGUGUUCUUUGAGCGGGAGAUACACCCUCCCUGUGUUAUCUAUUUUUUUAGUCAGUCAGGCAGCGGUUUCACCCUCAAACCUUAGUGAUAAUGUUGCAGUGAGAUCCAGCAGCAUAAAUGUAGCCAGGCAUUGCCCUGAGGGAACUUGCUCACUCCAUAGGUACAUUUUGUUUUGCUGGAGACACUUCACAGAAGGGAAAAUAGCAGAAGCUGUUGCUACUUGCGCUUUAUGCUGCCCUCACCCCAUGAAUCUGCUUUAGACCUUGAUGUUGGGGCUGAUGAUUCCAUAGUCUUCUGUCUUGUCAUUUAAUUGGGUUUGGGUUUUGUGAACUGUGCCUCUGAGCUAAUGCAUAUUGCACAUUCCCUACCCACUGAACAGGCACACUUUUAUUAUUUUUGCUCAGGGCUCCAUAGUAUUCCAACUGCCACUUUUAUUUUGUAACAUUUAUCAAUCUGGGGUAGAAUGGGGGAGAUGUCGGCUGUCUUUCUGUUGUCUUUUUUCAUUUUUGAAAUGUUUGUUUAUGCUUUUUGAGUUUUGCUUAUUGUGUUUAAUUCCCCCCUCCCUCCUUUUUUUGGCAUCCUGUUUUUUUGUUUCUAUUUUUACAUCACCUUCCGGGACUUUUGUGGCCUUCCAACCUCCAUCCUUCCACUGAUUUUCCUCCUGUGCAAAAUCACACCUCCUUUACGUGGGGUCUUGGUGGUGGUGCCGCUGCCUGUUCUUCACCCCUAGUAGCUUUAAGAUAGCCAAAAAUGCCAGGCAAAGCUUGAAUAAUUCUCCUCCAGUGAAAGAGCUGAAAGAACCCUCUGGUGUCGAUGCCUUCCGGUCCCGCAGCAUCAGUGUCUCUGACCAUGCAGCCCACAGGUAGUGAUUCUUGGAGAGCCACCUGGGCUCGCGGCCACAUUACUUGCUAUGAUGGGGAGGGUGGCAGAUGGAACAGAGGGGAUUUGCAUGCUGGGGUUCUUGCAUGAUUUCCUUAGAACUGAGCCCCACCCAACAAGGUUUGCACCCCAGCAAGUGCUUUCUUCUGUUUGCCUGUUUUAAGAUUGAAAAGGACACACAAUUUAACGCUGAUGCAAAUGUAGGUUUAGUUGCAAGACCCCCACUGAUAAAGAUGUGAGAGAGAUGUGAGACAGCUGGUUUUGGUUGGGCUUGACCUUUCCCCCCAAAUGGUGGUUGUUCCAAAGGCAACUUCUUGAAUUAAAAAAUAAUAAUUAAAAGUGCUGCAUUUUAUAGGGUAGCUGUCACAAGACUAUUUAGCCAUAGGAUGAACUAGAAGGUAACUUUACCAUGUGGCACAAGAGACCUCUUGAUAUAAAGUUUUGAUAAGCUGGUGAUCAGAUCUGUUCUGUGCUGUCCCGUUAUUUUGUACAACACAAUGUGUUGCUUAAAUUUUUAGAGGGAUAGCCCUUGGGUUUGUCUCCUGUAGCAAAAAUGACAAAAGUGUCUUGUGACACCUUUUAAAGAUGAACAAAUUUAUUAUGCUAUAAUAGCUUUCAUGGACUCAAGCCACGGAAUGCUGUGUCUGAUGACGUGACCUUGAGUCCAUGAAGUUUUUGCCAUCAUAUAUUUUUUAGUCUUUGAGGUGCCACAAGGGGCUCCUUGUUUUUCAGGUACCCUUCACUUUGGGGGCUGCUGAUUUUAUUUAUGCUAUCCCACGGUUAGAUUCAUAGAAAGUAUAGAAAGGAAUGUCAGUUUAUAACAGUAAUGACCUGGCACAAUCCUAACCAUGUCUACUCGGAAGUAAGUCCUACUGAAUGCAGCGGGGCUUACUCCAAAAUUUGCAGGAUUAGGAUCACAGCCUUAACGAGCUCUUAAGCCCCCAUAGUCAGCAACUGUGUCUCUUGGAGGGCUGCUUAGAAAUGGAAUCCAGGUCUGUGACUACCUAGCCUGAUAAGUGACCUGCUUGUAGGUCCGGUUGCCACAGAUGCCAUACAGCUACAACCUCCCCCCCUCCAGCAAUUGAGGGGUUAGGCAAGCCUACUCCAAGCAGAUGAAAUAGCCCCUCUUUAGUUACUCUCCCUCCUAGAUUUUAAGAAGAAACAUAGGCUCUCAUGAUCCCAUAUUUCAGGUCAGUCUCCUUCAUGGAACCACAUUCCAAAGUUUGAUAUCCAUAAAAAUACUGCUAAGCUUGUGUAUGUGUGUCCCACCCACCCCUGCUUCCCAGCUUGCUGCAUGCUGUAGAGAUUGUGAGACAACUGGUUUUCCUUGUCCAUUGUGCUUUGGCAAACGUCCGACCCACCUUUUUCCAGCCGGCUGCAGACCUCCAUCACCAGUUCCAGCCUGGGAUCUGCUGACGAGAACUCUAUGGCUCAAGCGGACGACAGCCUGAAAAAUCUCCACUUGGAGCUGACGGAGACCUGCCUCGACAUGAUGGCUCGAUAUGUCUUCUCAAACUUCACAGCUGUGCCCAAAAGGUUUCAGUUCUUACUCAAAGCCCGAGUCCCCAGCCCUCUUUCAGGGAUGGCUAUUGUUGGUUUUAUAUGCCAACUGCUUUGGCUCCUUAUUUGCUUCUCAAAAUGUGAUACGCCCUUUCCUUAUCGUGAAAUAUUAUGCCCCUUAUAAUGAAGUAUGAACUGGAUCUUCGUCACCUUUCUGCAUCCUGGUGCUGCUUUGGACUAUCUCCCAAUAGGCCCCAACCAGUGUGGUCAGUGGCCAGGAAUGAUGGGAUUUGUAGUCCAUCUAGAUGGCACCAAGUUGGCUAACCCUGGCUUAGAUGGCCUUAAAAGGACUGGAUGUGGGAACCAGUGAAUUGGUCUUAUUUGCCAUGAUAGCUCUGUGGAGUCCCCAUGAUCAGAAGGAACAUCUCUCCGGUGGUAGGGAAUGUCCUGUUUUGUGGGCAGAGAAUGCUUUUACCUGAUGGACCUUUGGCCGGAUUCAUCAAGGUGGUUCUUCAGUUCCUUCAUUUCAGCCUUCCUCAGCCUGACGCCUGUCAGAUGUUUUGUUGGACUACAGCUCCCAGGAGCCCCAGCCAGCACCGCUAUAUGAUGCUGGAGCUGAUGGGAGCAUGACUAUAUUGGCUGGGGAUGAUGGGAGUUGUAGCAGCUGCUUUAAUUCAUUGCCCAUGUCUUCCCGAUGCUUCCAGGUCUCCGGUGGGAGAGUUUCUCCUCGCUGGAGGGAGGACCAAGACGUGGCUGGUGGGCAACAAGCUGGUGACAAUCACAACAAGCGUCGGGACGGGAACCAGGUCUCUCCUGGGCCUUGACUUGUCAGAGACACAGAACAGCACAGAGGCAAGGUAAGCCCUGAUGCCCCUCUCACCCCCUUUUAAAAAUAAUAACAAAGCAAAGGAGACUGGGGAAAUGACGCUGGGCACUCUUAAAACUCCAGGGGUUGAGGGUAGGGAAGAUGGGGCAAAUAACUAUUGUGGGGUGUUGUCACAGAGUUUUUAAUUUUGACUAGGGGUGGGUGUGGAAAUGGGAGGAAAGGGUUCCUUUGCACAAAGAGCCUGGUCUCAAAAUCUGUCUGGGACUGGGAGGCCACUUGCUCACCCUUCUCCGCCUUCUGCCACAAGAGGAUGCUCCCUUAUGCUGUUUUACACAGGAAGAGAGGAAGCUGCCUUUUACUGAGUCAGACCAUUGGUCCAUCUAGCCCAGUACUGUCUACACUGCUUGGCAGGGGCUCUCCAGGGUUUCAGGCAGGAGGCAUUCUCAGCCCUACCUGGAGAUACAGGGGCUGGAGCUUGGGACCUUCUGCAUGGAAGGCAGGUGCUUAUCCCUUUGUGCUGCGGCCCUUCCCCAUCUACCCCAGUUGAUAGCAGCGCUGGAGGGUCUUGGCCUUUCCCAGUCUCCUGGUCCCCUUAACUGGAGAUGGUGGUACGCCUGCUGGGCCUUCUGCAUGCAGAGCAGGUGUUCUGCCACUGAACCAUGGCCCCUCCCCACAAGAUCUACCAGCGGAGACAAAUUAAUUCCUUUGCGGACUGACGGCAUUCCUGCUUUGGAUUCCUAGCUCCGACCACACCUUGCAAGUGAGGCAGACCAAAGAAGCUCCAGCCAAGCUUGAGUCCCAGGCUGGCCCACAAGUGGUUCGAACCCGCAACCGUGUUAGGUCGAUGUCCGGUAAGGAGCCUCCCCUGAUUUCUCUGUAUGGAAGAUUCAGGUGUUUAGAGCCAUAAGGCUUGCUUAUAUUGUUUGUUCAGGAUCAGGCCUAGCAACUGCAGAGUAGUUACUCCUGAGACAAAUGGGGUUUGAGAAUGUAAGAGGAGCAGCCUGCUGAAUCAGGUCUAAAGGGGCCCAUCUAUCCCAGCAUCCUGUUCUCACAGUGGCCAGCCAAAUGCACCAGUGGGAAGCCAGCAAGCAUACACUUUCCUCAUUUGUGAUUCCCAGAGGGAUAAUGCGCCAGUAUUUCAGUGGCAACUGGUUGGCUAAAUUGAUGGUGCUCUGAAGGAUAUGCAUCUGUCCCCAAUUCACACACUAUGCCAGAGCGGUGUGCAGCAAUAUAGAAGGAGGUGCCAUGAAAUUUUGACCUGCUGUUCCCUGGUAAAUGCAUCCAUAGCCUUCAGCUGAUUAUCCAGUGCUUGCAGGCUGGAGCUGGUAGGAGUUGUCUUCUAAAAUGGUGGUAGGAGUUGUAUUCUAAAAUGGUGCUGACUGGGGGAGGGGCUGAUGGGAGUUGUAGUCCCAAACAUCUGAAGGGCACCCAGUUAGCAAAGCUUGGCUUAUUGUGACUGUUCGGCCCAGCAGUUCUCCCUCCUAGAAUAACUGGAGUUCUGUCCUUAUAAGCAACUUCUUAGUCCUACCUACUUGUUUCCAGUUUCUGGGGCUUCUCUGUGAAUUCCUCUUCUCCUUGUUUGCUAGACAGUUGCCCAGGCUUGACCUGGUUACUCGAGGGCUAAAGAACCAGGGGCUUGAUGUCAUUCUCUUGUGCUUGAAUCCUGCUUGCAGGUUUCCCACAGGAAUCUGGUUGGCCACUGUGAGAAUGCGAUGCUGGGCCAUGGGCGUGACUCAGCCAGCUCUUCUAAGGUUCUCAGCGCUUAGUCAAUAGAAACUGGUUUGGGAGAGGUGCCUCUUAGUUUAGCCUCUACCAGCAGGAGACGCAUUCUGACCUCAGUGGAGCCCACCACAAUCUCCAUACAGCUGCCUGUAUGUGUUAAGGAGAAUUCACAGGUGUGCCGAAGAUUCCCCCCCUUCCCAAUAAAAUACAUCACCUGAACUACUUUAGGGUCUGUCUCUGCCUUCUGAUUCACACUGGUGAUUGCUUGCCCUGAUAAUAAACGCUUUGGAUAUGAGAGGAUCCCCCAUGCAGAGGAUCUUUGUACUGCUAGAUCAAUACUUCAGCCCUAGAGUGGGAUUAACAGUCACUGGAAGCCCCAGGAGGGGAGGGUGCUCUGGUGUUCAUAUCUCCCUUGCAGCUUCCCUUGUAGGCUUUUGUUUGGGCACUGUGAGUACAGGAGGCUGCACUAGGUGGGCCACUGGCCUCAUCCAGCAGGCGCUUCUUAUAUUCCUAAGCACACACAGUUCAACUCUGUUUCUUCUCAAUAGCUGCGUAUGUUUUUUGUAUCGUCUUUGAACCAAUAUGCAGCCCUGCUGCAAAAUCCUCCUAACCUCUCUGCUUCCUCCGAAUGUCCUUUUGCCAUCCAGGUGGCCACGCCUUGCGGGUUGGGGCAUUAGACACCUCCACCUCCCAUUUUCCUGCCACCCCGAUGCCCCAAGGAUUUCAGAGCUCUCCUGCUCCUACUGCUGCUCGAGCGGAAAAGGCCGCUCCUGGGCCUCUACAGAAGGAAAAGGCCAACUUGGCUGCGUACGUCCCCCUGCUAACACAAGGCUGGGCGGAGAUACUGGUGCGGAGACCGACAGGUAGGCCAGGUGAAAUGUAUGCCUUCACAAAUAUGUAAAAUGGCAUGUGUUGGUGCACAUGUUUCCAUGUUGCUGAGUGUAAAGGGCUUAAUCAGUACCUUAUCCUAGAAUCAUAGGAAUGAUGUAACACUGCGUUAUUAUAGGAGUCUUUCAGGAAUGUGUCCUAGUUGCAGCCCUUUGUUUAUGUUGUGACACGGACAAGCAAUGAUGUUCCAUCAGCCUGGUGAGAAGUGUUUUGUUAUAAUGCUAAAAAGCAAUUAGCACUUGGAGAGAGCACUUCUUCCCAUGCCUUAUGGCUCUGGUGUAGGGGACCUCCAGCGUUCCGUGUAAAGUUACCAACUGUUCCCUAACGUGAAGAUCAGUUAUGGUGCACAAAGUGCUGUGGAAAGCAACUUGCCCAUUGCUAUCUGUUUUCCCACUGCUCUGUAUGUAGCUGCAGGGAAGAGGGGCUGGAGUUCAGUGGUAGAGUACAUGCUAGGCAUGCAAAAGGCUCCAGGUUUCAUCCCCAUCAUUCCCUGAUCAGGAGCAAGUGACAGAAAAGCCACAGCACAGGGCAGGAGGGGCCCACAGGCUGACCUGGCAAAAGGCAGCUUCUUGUGUUCUUAUGUCAUUCUUUUAAGGCUGUGCAUGGCACCCCCAAUCGAGUCUGGGACUCUGGAUCAGCCCUGAUCUGACUCUGGACAGUCUAGGACCAACAUGGACCAGGGGCCUGAAUUGAUCUGGGGUGGGGGCGGUCAGCCCUAGCAUUUAAUUAAUGUUUUAAACAUGCUGUUGGGAAGGGAACGUGUUGAUCAGUGGAAAGGUUAAUCCUGCUGGAAUCACCAGCACCUUUCCUGCAGGCUGGGUGAAGCAGAUCCUGCAGAUGCUGCCUGCCUCCCCUCACUCCCAGGCGAUCCGGAGCUCUCUUGGCCUCAUUGGGCCAAAGCCUGAGUCAGCCUACUUUGGGUCCAGGCAUUAUUUGAAUCUGGUGCACAGCCCCAGUGUCUCUAGGCAGAGCUCUCCAUUCACCUAGGAGGCCAGUGCUGGAUGUUUGAGAUGUGCGUAACCUGGAAUGAGACCCUGCAGGACAUUUAUGAAAGAGGGAAACAAGACUGGGGUUAUUAACGGGGAUUUUAUUUUAUUUUUAAAUCUCAGUGGCAUGUUCUGCUUUGUUCUGCAUCUUCACCUUCCCACCACUCCAGGUAACACAAGCUGGCUGAUGAGCCUAGAGAACUCCCUGAGCCCGUUUUCCUCGGAUAUCAACAGCAUGCCCCUGCAGGAGCUCUCCAACGCUCUCAUGGCGGCCGAGCGCUUCAAGGAGCACCGCGACCCCACCCUGUACAAGUCCCUCUCGGUCCCUUCCUCCACCUUGCCAACGGGGACUGCCAAGCCGUACUUUCUGCAGCGCUCAAACACAGGUGAGGCAGCGCAGUGGCUGGCCCAGGAGAGGGGGUGCGAGGAUGAGACCAUAGCUAGCCAUUCCCAGCCAAAGUGCUUCAUGGCAGAGCCACUCUGCUUUAGGAGAAUAGGAGGCGCACGCAAUUCACCUUCCUAAAAGGAAGUCUUUAAUCUAGCCUGAAGCCCAGCCACUGUUACGGCAGGCCAUGUGUGGGGCUAGCAGGGGCUGAUGGGAAGUGUAGUCCAAAACAGUUGGAGAGCUCCAGGUUCGGGAAAGCUGCCUUAAUCAAUUAGACAUAAUUCCAUUAUGAUCAUGCUUCUUGAAUAAAUUAUGCUGCCACAUUCACACCAUUCAUGGAAAGCAGUAUGGGGUAAGGUGAAGGUAAAGGACCCCCUGGACGGUUAAGUCCAGUCAAAGGCAACUAUGGGGUGUGGCAGUCAUCUCGCUUUCAGGCCAAGGGAGCUGAUGUUUGUCCACAGCUUUCCGAGUCUUGUGGUCAGCAUGACUAAACCGCUUCUGGCACAAUGGAACACCGUGACGGAAGCCAGAGGAUUCUUUGAGGGAAUGACUUUUUAAAAAGUGGUAUUACAUUUCUUUUAAUGCAUGCUGUGAAUGUGGUCUUGCUGAAGAAAUGCAGGAUAGAAACAUAAAUACUUAGGGUUGUAUCCAAUGUUAUCCCUAUGUGGAGUAGACCUAUUGAAAUUCAUCGGCAUGACUAAAGUCGGGUUGCCAUACGUCUGGAUUUUCCUGGAUCCCCACCCCCCAAAAAAAGCUCAGCAACUUUCCCUAAAAAAGCCUUUUGUGUCUGGAUUUUUACUUCUUGAAAUAUGGCAAACCUAGACUAAAGAUUUGUAAAUUUCAAUGGGUCUGUUCUGAAUAACAGUUGGAUACAACUCUGAAUAAUCCAUUUUACUUAUGUGUGUAUAAUUCAGUCAUAGAAAGAAGCACACUGCCCAUUUCACUAAACACAGCAGAAUGUGUGCUUCUGCUGAGGCAGCCUUAGCCAAAGAGUGUUUUGAUCAAUGCAUGUUUCACUCAUGAGUCUAGGUCUCCUUCCAGAAGUUGUCAGGGCAGACUGGGUGGACUCUGUUAAAGCUCCCUUGUUCUGUAACAAUGGUCUGCAGCAAGAAGGGGGGUUGGAGACUUCCCUUGCUGCUCAGGUCUGUGUUUAUUUCAAACACCAAUGUUCUGUGCCAGAGUAGCUCAGAUUCUGUAACCUGGCUAAAUUAUGCAAAUUAGUAUGCAUGGUUUUCUUUUUCUUUUUGCAUAAUUUUUUCUGUGAUCUUUUUGUGUGCGUAAUUUUGUUUCUGCUCAUCAUGGGGAGAAAGGCACAGAUCUGUGCAAGAGCCCUGAUAAAACUGGGAAUGUUUCCUGCAGUUGCUCUGACUUCAGCCAUUGCCCCCAGAAGCACAUAUUUACACAACCACAGGGACUAGAAUCUUGUUUCUUUUUAUCCUGCAGGCAGCUGCAUAUCCCGCAUCUUUUCUGUUCUCCUUUGGAAUUGCAGCAUUGCACACAGCUCUGCUGCAGCCCCGCCCACACGAACAGUGUCCUGCCUACUCACCUUCCCGCCCCCCCCCCCCCCGUUUCUGAGAUUUAACCUGUUGCUACCCACUCACUUUCUAGCUAAUCUGAAUAGCACCGAUGACAGUAAAUGAGGCUGCUGGUGGGUUUGUUUCUGUUUUUAGAUGGAAAUAUAGUUAAUGCCCAGAUUCUAAAUAUUGUGCACUGUACCACACACUCUUGGCCAACCUGGAAGGCAUCAGGUUGGGGAAAACUGCUCUCCCAAAUUUUACACCUGUGCAGGACAGAUCUCAAGAACAGAGAACAUGCAUGCCUCCUGGCAUUAAACAUUGAAAUCAAUGGCCAUGACUCCUGUUGGUAAAUUCAUUUCAGGGGGUCUACUCUGAGUAGGACUUAGUUGGAGACAACUCUAAAUUCAGGUGAAUCGGUCACAGACCAGUUUAAAUUCGAGUGUUAUUGACAGCAUCUAAAGUGCGGUGUAAAAAAAAAAAGUAGUAGUGUUCAGAUGCCCAUUUGCCAGGAAAUUUUAAGAUGCAAGAACCUGGGAGCUGGGAGCUUUUCUUUUUCCUGGUGCUCUAAGGCUGAACCGCUGUAGUGAUGGAAGUGCUGGUGGUUUCCCCACCUCUUUGGGUUGUGUUUUAGUUUAGGGAAAGGGAGGGUUUCGGGGAUAAGUGACUAAUCUCAUAUCUCCUUUUCCUGACUUCCUGAACCGUACCUACUUGCAUAAGCCGCCUCUUCUUAACCAUUCCAUUGUCCAGUAUUCAGUGUGGGUAUCUGGAUGUUUCUCCCUCCCUUCUCUCAUUGACUGAUUUACCGAGCCCAGAACAACUUUGUUCCAGGGUGCCUCAGGGACCUCCUGAUCCCUUUCACCCCAGCUCAAUCACUGAGAUCAUUGCAGGAGCAUCACUGGACAUUUCCCAAGCUGGUGAAGCUCAUUUGACAACGAACUGAACCUUUCGUGCCAUUGACCCAGUAUUGUGCCUGUGGAGACUGUUCCAGCCUUUAAACACCUGCUGAAAACUUCCCCAUUUUGCCAGGCCUUAUUUGGGCAGUUAAGAAUACAUCUUUCCACAAUAGUUAGCUGAUUUCUUAUUUUAACACACACACGGUUUUAUGUACAUUUGCUGUACGUUGCUCUGGUUUUUGUUUUAUGAAUUAGCGGUAUCUAAAUAUUUGUAUGAAUAAAAAUAAUAAUGCAGGGCAAAGUCCACUGUCAAGUUCUCUGCAAGCCCUUUUGAAGUUCUUGCUCUUUUCAUUGAGAAUUGCGAAGGAGGACCAUCUGCUGCAUUGCACCAUGUUGGAUGGCUCCAUCCUCGUUUGGGGCAGGGGUAGGAGGAGGAAACUUUCCCUGUAACACAGCCUUUGGCAAUAUGGUGCCCACCAGAUGUUUGGGACUAUAACUCCCAUCAUUCCCAGCCACCAUGGCUGAUGAGUAUUCUGGUCUAAAAUGGCCGGGUGAUAAAUUAAAAUCAUCACCAUCAUCCCAAGCUAUGUUGCAGGGGUCCUCAGCCCCCAAAGGCUCAGCCUUGGCUACACCUCUUCUAAGUGCUCUCACACUUCCCUACCCUGUUAUUUUCUCCCAUGUAUUUUGUUGAAGCUGACUCUCUUUCUGAUUAUGUGUUAAAACUCGGUGCUUUAAUUUUAUUUAUUUAUUUUCUCCAUAGAGUCUCUUCCUCUCUCUCUUCCUCUCCUUCCUUUUUGAUGUCAUUCCUCCCUUGGUUUUCCCUUCACAGUGGCCUCUUUCUCUUCCAUGUACCUGACCAGUUCUCAAGAAAAGUUGCACAGGAGCAUUUCCUGGGCAGGUAUACUUGCAUAUCUUUAAAGGAGGUUUUUAAAAAAAUAAUAAUAAAAAGAAAAGCAAGAAGGAGGAGGGAGGGGGAGCAAGUAUUGACAUAAAAAGAAACAAGCACUGUGAUUCAUAGAGGCUGCCUUUCCUCGUGCUUCCAUCCACUCCUUCCAUGUUUUAUGUCUGUCCCUGAUCUCAUUGCACUCCAGGGAUGGAAAUUCCAGUGGGCAUAAACAAGUCCAAGCCAGACAUGGCCUCGGUUGGUCCAUGAAAGCUCCACAAUGCCUUGGUUUUGGGGUGGGUGGGGAAGCUCUUUAUAGGCAGGCCACCAAACUGUAGGGCAGGGCUGCCCAAUGUAGUUGCCCACCAAAUGAUGUUGGACUUCCAACUCCUACCAGCCCCAGCCAACGUCACCAACAGCUGGGGGUUAUUAUACCUUUAUCCUGGCCUUUGGCACCUGAAAUGUUUGUUUACAGGGCCCAUCCUAUUCCUGUGGUUGUGUUCUGUUUUAACUGUUUCAGAUUUUAAAUUGUUGUGACCCACGCUGGGACCUGCUGGUGAAGGGCAGGAAAUAUUAUUAUUAUUAUUAUUAUUUGUUGCAUUCUAACAUCUGGAGUGGACCACAUUGGCUAUCUCUGCUAUAGAACACAGAAAGAAGGAAAGUUGCAAUUCGGGUGCAGCUUAGAAACAGGAAAAACUGAAACUGCCAAUGUUUCUCCACCCCUGCCUUUUGUUCAGUUUUGAGUCUUUCACUUCCACCUCCUCUUUUGUGUGUUGACCCUCAACCCAUCCACAAAUAAUAAGUCUAUCAAUCAAAAUUCUAUCUGAAUUAAGGCAAGGAGGUUAAGAAAUCUUUCAGGGGGUCUGUAUUUCUGUUGCCUACUCACGUGAAGGCUGCACACUAGACUUUAGCCUUUGCCAAUCUUGUACUCCUCAGAUGUUUUGGGAUUAUUAACGCCUAACAGCCCCAGCCAGGAUAGCCAAGCUCGCUGGGGCUGAUGGGAGCUGUAGCCUGAAGCAGCAGCAGCAGCAACAACAACAGUUACAUUUAUAUAUUAUCUUUAUCUUCCAAGGAUCUCAAAGGGGUGUACAUGGUUCUCCUACACCCCAUUUCAUCCUCACAACAACCCUGUGAGGUAGGUUAGGCUAAGAAAUGAUGACUGGCCCAAGGUCACCCAGGGAGCUUCAUGGUUGAGUGGGGAUUUGAACCUUGAUGUCUCCAGUCAAAGUCUCAGUGUUCUAACCAGUACACCAGACAUCUGGAGGGUACCAGGUUGGCAAAAGCUGCAGUCUAGAGAUCCUUUUGGUUCUACGGUGAACAGAAGCAGAAGCACAAAGCAAAUCAAUGCUGUUUUCGUGCAGUGUACAGAACAUUAUCCAACCCUCGCUUAAAAAAAAAAUCUCAAGUAAAAUUCUCAUGUGGCAUUGCCGCAGGUCACCGUUGAUUGCUGUGUUGGUGAGAUGCUGUUAAAAUGUCCACAGGAUCAGGCAGGAGCCUCUCACUUUGAAAGAAUCUCGCUUUGAACGAAUCUUAAAAACCUUGGUUAAAAAAUGGCAGCCAUUUCACUCUGAAGCAUUAGAGGAAACUGGGCAGGGGUCUUCUGGCUUGGACAGUUUAGCAGAUCAGCACGUUUGUUUGAGGGGUGUGUGUGUGUUUUGUGUGUGUUUACAGCUAACUCUUGAAUUUCUGCUUUGAAAUAACUUUUUUUUAUCUUGCAAGCUGCAAUCAAUCUCCCCCCAAGCUGCUGCAGUGGUGGUCUUGUCUUUCCUUGCUGGUUUUGUUAGUUUCAUUUGUGUGCCGAAAACUAUGUAUUUUUAAAGUUUGUUUUUUUGGGUGUGUGUGCGGGGGGAAACAAUCUCUGCAUGUGCAAUUGGCCUCUAUUUAUUUCUUGUCAGAAUCUGCCGUGGUUCUGGAAGAAGGAAGCCCACCGGAGACGGAUUUAAAAGACACAGAGUCUCGCCUGGAAUCUCAAGAGAUUGAAGACUUUGAAGCUGUGUGUCCGGAGCAAGGCCUAAGCGAGGAGAAGGUGGUCAAAUGCCCUGGGAUGUAUAGUCGGGUCAGUAAGCUCCCUUGCUUGAUCUUGAGUUAAACCUGUCGGGAAGAACUUUUCAUUGAGUGGAAUGUCCCAGGGAGAACGUGACGUUUUUGCAUAAUGAGACAUUCUUGAACUUUCUUCAGAUAAAUAUGCCUUUUGUGAGUGAGUGUGCACACAUGCAUGGGGUGUAGGUUUAGCUGUUAUUGUCAAAGAGGAGUGCAGUUUCCCUGAAUCGUAGAGUUGGAAGGGAUCCCGGUGGUCAUCUAGUCCAACCCGCUACAAUGCAAAACCCUUUUUGCCUAAUGUGGGGCUUGAACUGAGAACCCUGAGCUUAAGAGUUUCAGAUUCAUAUGCAACAUUCUUGACCCAACAAGGUCGCCUCCAAGCGGUGUUCAUUUCCUUGUUUAUUGGACCAAAUUCACAGAAAAAUCUCUAUGCGGUUUACAUAAAAGAAUACACACACACACACGCAGUUGACAGAACUUUAAAACACAUGUAUGGGCUGGCUUGGACUGAUGGGCUGUAGCCCAAAUCAUGAAGAGGCUUUGGCUGAGGCUGCAGUCGAGCUUUCAGGGAAAUUUUGAUGCUUCUCUUCAUCAUCAUCAUCAUCAUCAUCAGCUGCAGCAGCAGCUUAUUUAUAGUUGAGAGACUUUGGGGUUGUAUCCAUUGUUGUACAAGUGGAGUUCUGCUUGCACAGCAGGACUUCCUCUUCUCCGCUCUCCCAUCUCCCCCAACGCUCCAGAGGGGAAGUCUUUUGCAUGGUAACAUAAGAAGCUUCCUUAUACAGAGUCAGACCAUUGGUCCAUCUAGCUUGGUAUUGUCUACACUGACUGGCAGCAGCUCUUCAAGGUUUCAGACUAGGUUCUUUCGCAGGCCUCCCUAGAAAUGCCACUGGCGAUUGAACCUGCCUGGGACCUUCUGCAGGCAAUGCAGAUGCUCUGCCACUGAGCACACAGCCCUUCCGUGAGCAGAACAGUAUGUUGGAUGCAAUACUAUGAUUAGAGCAGGUAUGGGGAACCUUGGACCCUUCUGACGUUGCUGAACUCCCAUCAGCCCCAUCAGCCAGUGUCCAAGGAUGAUGGGAGUUGUAGUUCAGUAAUACCUGGAGGGCCCAAGGUACUUCUGUAUUAGAGCUUGGCAGCUGGUGGCCUCCUGGACACACCAUCCAGUUGCCAAACCUCCCUGUCUUCCUUUUUUCACUGGGCUGCUUGGGAAAUAGAAACAGGGUUGAGGGUGGUCAUCCCUUCUCCUCUACCAAGGGUGCAUUCUUCUCCACAUACUUCAGGCUGGGCUGCCAUAUAAUCAUAGAAUUGUAGAGUGGGAGGGGACCCUGGGGGUCAUCUAGUCCAACACCAUGACAUGCAGAAAUCUCAGCCGAAGCAUCCAUAGCAGGUGGCAAUCCAACCUCUUCUUGAAAACCUCCAAAGAAGGAGAGUCCACAACCUCCCGAGGGAGACCAUUCCAAUGUCAAACAGCUCUUACUGUCAGAAAGCGCUUCCUGAUGUUUAGCUGGAAUCUCCUUUCUUGCAACUUGAAUCCUGCACAAAAGGUCUAGCUUCCCAGUUCCUGCUUGGCCAGAUGGGUUGCUGUCAAGGGUCAUCUUCUCUCAAGUUACCUUUUCAAUGACCACCUCUUCUCCUCCCUUCUCCCUUCCUCCACCCCUGGCUUUGUAGUCCUCGUCGACAUCCAGUCAAGAAGAGAAAAUUCUGAAACCAGAUGAUUUGGCCCCCAUGGGCAUCCCCAUCGAAAGAGCCCGGAACUUGGAAGACAGCCGCGAGUUUGAGGCACUCUCUUUCCAGCCCUCCCAGCCCCUCAGCAAGUCCAGCUCGUCUCCAGAGCUUCAGACCCUCCAAGAAGUCCUCAAGGACACCGGCAGCGAAGAGCCGCCUGGGAAGCUGAGCAGUGACGGGAAGUCCAAGUCUCAGUCGGGACACUUGGAAGGGGAGGCAGCCGGGAGCUGGCUGGGCAGAGGGGAAGAUGACCGCCUCCCUGGGGCACCCAGGGUGGGCUGCAGUGCCCCUCUCUCUUCUCCGCGCUCCCCAACGGGCCACCGCCCCCGAGGGUACACAAUCUCUGAUUCAGCGCCCUCGAGGAGGGGCAAGAGGAUUGAGAGGGACCCCUUCAAGGGGCGCGCAACAGCUUCCAAUGCGGAGAAAGUGCCAGGAAUCAACCCAAGGUGAGUGAAUUGUGCAUGUGGAGAGGCUGCAUGAGACAAGGGACUGCUCUUUCAUUUUUCUUCCUGACCAGGGCUUGGUGACACAUCACAGACAGAUUCGGUGUCCAGAUCAGUGGGUCUCAAACAUUUUUGGGCCUCCACCUCCUUGGUCCCAUAAAUAGAAACCCUAGUGCCCCCUACCCUCAGGGGCGUAGCGUGUUGGGGAGGUGGGGCUUAAGGGGCCAUGUUUUUCUAAGGAGGUAUGACCAGGCACCUCCAUGAUGGGCUCCCUCAUCAGAGCCUGGCUGCAGUGCACAAGACAGCUGCAGAGACUAGCAGCUUCCUCAUGCCCAACACCACCAGCCACAACUCCAAUCCCGGGUCAAAGCUGUCCCUGGGACAGAGAGAGGAGAGUGACUGCCAGGUAUUAAGCAACAUGAAUGACCCUGCUUCUCAGUGUCCUGGGAGCGUUUGGCUGGCUAGUGUUUGAAGCAGUAGGCUGGCAUUGAUGGGCCUUUUACCUGAUCCCACCACAUCAUGUCUGAAUUUGUCCAGUUGCUUUUGGCGGGGCUCACUUGCAUGCUUGGCUAUUGCUGUCUGUAGCGGUGGAGAGUUCUACAUGCUAAGAUUCAGCCGAAACCUUUAGAGAUAAUGGAAUUAAAUCUAUUUUAAUGUUUUCUCCUUAGCUUUGUGUUCCUGCAGUUGUAUCACUCUCCUUUCUUUGGUGAUGAAUCAAACAAGCCCCUCCUGUUGCCAAAUGAGGUAGGUUUCAGCAUGUCAUUUAGGUAGGUUUCAGCAUGCUCUGUUUGCCAACCCCACGUACCCUCUAACCCCUUUGCUAACCACCAUACCUGGCCAGCCCUCCUCCCUUUUCAUAAAAGAUGCCAAGGUGGCUUUGACCAUGCUUGCCGUUCUAAAGCUUUCCUCAUUUUUUUUUAUAUUCUUAGACGUUUGAGAGAUCAGUUCAGCUGCUGGAUCAGAUCCCCCCAUACGAUACCCACAAGAUUGCAGUACUAUAUGUUGGGGAAGGGCAGGUAAGGGCCGUGUGCAUCAGCUUCCUGGAUUUAUUUGGGCAGAAGGUGCUCAGGGAAAAGCUGUUCCCUUCAGGAAACUGUUCCCUUCUGCUGCCUGCGAAGUUUGGGGGACCCUGGGUGCAAAAGGGCCUCCUCGGUGGCAGCCCCCUCAUCUCUGGAAUGGCCUCCCCUCUAAGGUGCAUCAGGCACUGAGAUUGUUAGGAGGUGAAGACGCACCACUUUGCCCCAAUCUUUGGGAGGGAGGUGAGCAUUAUUAUAAGCCCCUUGGUUUGAAAUGUUCCUCUUGCCCACUUCAUGAAAUUAUUUGGCGUUGGUUAUUUUAAUCAUUCUUAUGCAUAUGUGAUUUUUGGUUUUAUUGUAUUCUGCUUUAAUCAUUUUAGUAUCUUUUGCCCUGAGACUAUUUGCUGAAGGAUGGAUUAAAAAUACUGUAAAUAUGUCUUCUAAAAGUCGGAUAGUUGUUUAUUUCCUUGACAUCUGACAGGAGGGCGUUCCACAGGGCGCCACUACCAAGAAGGCCCUCUGCCAGGUUCCCUGUAACCUCACUUCUUGCAGUGAGAGAACCGCUAGAACCACAUGGUAAAAUGGCCUCGCAGAGGAUCCAUUUUGUAGCGGGACAAAAGCAGCUUCCUUACAUGGAGUCAGACCCUUGGUCUGCAUAGCUCAGCAUUGCCAAUACGGACUCUCCAGGGUUUCAGGUCGGGGUCUUUCCCAGCCCUAACUAGAGUUGCCAUCGGGGGAUUCAACCUGGGCCAGCCUUCUGCAUGCAAAGCAGAUGCUCUACCACUGGGCUUUGGCCCUUCCACAUCCUAAAAAGGCCCCAGGUUUUUCUCUAGGUAAAAUAAUGUGGAACCCUCGAGCCUGUUGUCCACACAGCUGCUCUCGUGGUUUUGUCUCCACUCCAGAGCAAUGAUGAGCUCGCCAUCCUUUCCAACGAGCACGGCUCCUACAGGUACACGGAGUUCCUGACCGGCUUGGGAACGCUCAUUGAGCUGAAAGACUGCCAGCCAGACAAGAUUUACCUUGGUGGCUUGGAUGUGUGCGGGGAGGACGGGCUGUUUACCUACUGCUGGCACGAUGACAUCAUGCAAGGUAGGCCUGAAUGAGGGAGUGUCUGUGUGUUGAGGCUGGGUAGCCUCUGUGCCCUUAUUCUUUCAGGGAUAGUGCUUCCCACUUUGCGGAGGGCUCUCUCAUAAUUGGCCCAAUGCAAUUUGAAACCUAGUUUGUGCAGUGUGUAAGUUGAAUGCCCCCCACUGUGAAGAAUAGCGGGCCUGAGGGUGCCUUUAAGGGCAGCAGAGAGGGCAGUUGAUGGGUUUGCCCCAGGGGGCAACACUCCCCACCCCCCAGUCUCCUGCGUAAGCCCCAUUGAGUCUUUUUAAAAUUUUCCUUUCAGCAUUGCUGCUCAUACACUAAACAGACCUUCAACUGGGUGUUUUGGGAUUCCAGCUCCCACCAGUCCUAUCAGGACAGAUGUGCUCCCUUCUGCCCUGGCUGGGGCCGGUGGGAGUUCUCAUCCAAAACAUCUGGAUGUCACCAGGUCGGGGAAGCCUGGUCUAGCAUAUGAAACGUUUCCUCCUCCUGUGGUUUGAGACUCCGAACUGCAUGUAGCCUUCCUUCCUUCCUUAGCCAUUUUCCACAUUGCGACUUUGAUGCCCACCAAAGAUCUGGACAAGUACCGCUGCGACAAGAAACGUCAUCUGGGGAACGACUUUGUGUCCAUCAUUUACAACAAUUCAGGGGAAGACUUCAAGCUGGGGACCAUCAAGGUAAGGAAAUGUGCCUCUGCUGAGCGGCUUGGGCCUGACAGAUGGCCAGUUUGGUUCUGGGAUGAAUUUUUCCGCCUGGAGAUCAUGUGGGGGGAUAGGAGCAAGGUUUUGCUGCAAGAAUCACAGCUCUGUGAUAAAUGCCAGUUUUCCUGUUCCCAAACUCAGAGGAUCCGGGGGUGCCCCGAGCAUUUCCCUUUCCCUCAUGGCCAUGAGCCUCGAGCCUGGCUUGUGUCUGAGAAAACUGCUCCAUUGUUUGGCACAGGAUGAGACGGCCAGACUCUUUCUACUUUGUAAACUCCUUCCUUUCCAUUCCCAACUGCCAGUCGCUCCACAUCUCAGUCUUAACUGGGAACAUCUGAGAACCUCAGUAUCCCUCGACCUGGAAACUAAACCCUGCCUGCAGGCUGUAGGAUUUUCCUCCAGGAAUAUCAAAGUGUAUUCUGUAAUGAGCUUUUCACAGUAAACUGACUUGGGUUGAUUAGGGGUAUGAAAGCUGUUAAGGCCCAAACCCUUCAGCCUGAUGGAACUCAAGACAGGCUUGCUUUGUCCUACCCUUACUAAGGUGGCUGCAAGGGAAGAGAGAGUUCCCCUGCCUGUAAGAGACAACAGAGUACACCUUAGGCCUAGGCAUUGCCCCUGGGCCUCGCUGUUCCUCUCCCUGCCAUACACCCUAAUGUUCUUCCCUCUCCAGGGCCAAUUCAACUUUGUGCACGUCAUCAUCAAGCCUCUGGAUUACAACUGUAACCUGCUCACUCUGCAGUGCAGGAAAGGUAGGCCCAGGCCUCUCUCUCCUUUUCCCCACCAGAGUUCGCGAAGGGUGUUACCUCCAGAGAUUUCCACUGGCCUGGCUGUCUCAGAGCCUUGGGAAGGAUUUUAGCUUAUGUCUUGGGUGCGCAGGGGAGGAAACAGGAUGUACAAUUUCAGAAAUAAAAUUCUUAAUGUUAAUUUUAAUUUUUUGGCUUUUAUUCCUGGACAUCUAAAAGCCACUUUUUCAGAGGUGUAGGGAGAAAAAGGUGUAAAGAGACAAGUUUGUGGAAAUGAUGACGCAAUCUCUUACCUGACAGAAUGCCUGGUUUUAAUAAUUAUUUCAACUGUGUGAUGUAUUUUAUUCUGUUUUAUGUAUUUUGUUUCCUGCAAUGGCUUCGGCUACACAAAUAAAUAAUAUUCAUACAAUUUGUACAGUUGUGGACUGAGGAUGCUGCAGUCUCCCUCUCUUUCUCUCUCUGGUCUGUAGAUAUGGAAGGGCUUAUCGACACCAGUGUGAUGAAGAUCGUUUCCGAUAAAAACUUGGCUUUUGUCGCCCGCCAGAUGGCUCUGCACGCCAACGUGAGUGCUCUUGUGGGAGCUGGUAACAGAUCAUCUUUCAUUUGAACUUGGCAACUCAGCCUUUGGCAUCCUGUUGCCCUCCAGCUGCUUUGGGCUACAGAUCCCCUUGACCAGAGCCAGCACAGUCGCAGGAAGCCGGGGCUGAUGAGAGUCCAAAAGGCCUGGAGGGAAUCUGGUUGAAAAAAGGUUCUGUCUCUCCAGCCUUGCUGGCUGAUGGGAGUCAUCUUCCAAAAUGGCUUGGAGGGGGCGCCAGGUUGACAACUGACGGCUGCACUUGGAUGGCGCCUUAAACCAGCCUGCCUGAGUUGACCCUCCUCUUUGCUUCCCACUGUUUCCCUCAGAUGGCUUCUCAGGUCCAUCACAGCCGCUCCAACCCCACAGACACGUACCCGUCUAAGUGGAUUGCCCGCCUGCGGCACAUCAAGAGGCUCCGGCACAGGGUAACACUGCCUUUUCUCUCUCUUAGUGUAUUCCCUCGAGUUUCUUUUUCUUGUGGCAUGUGACUCUUUCCCCUCUAACUUUAACACACACACACCCCAUCCCCAAUACAGGGGUAAUAAUCAGAAUUGUAGAGUUGGAAGGGACCCGGGGGUCAUCUAGUCUAACCCCCUGCAAUGCAGGAAACUUUUUGCCCAACGUGGGGCUCAAACCCCUGACCCUGAGAUUAAGACUCUCAUGCUCUGUCGACUGAGCUAUCCUAGGAGUUGUUUGGAAAAUACCAGCCGGUCUCUUUGUAAAGAUUUCUGAAAGCACUGAAAAUAAAAGGAUUUUUUUUUUGAAGGACUUGAAAUAUGCUCUCUACUUUCCCUUCUUUCAGAUCAGAGAAGAGACUCAGUAUCAGGCUUCUGGUUUCCCCAGCAUGCACCCUCCUGCCCCAGCCAAAUCGUCUGCCCACCUUCCUCAGGACCCGGCUCCCACCUACGAAACGGGACAGAGGAAGCGCCUCAUCUCCUCGGUGGACGACUUCACGGAGUUUGUGUAGCGUCGGAACGUGUCCUGCAUCAACUUGUCCGGUGGGCAAAGCCUUCUUGUUUCCCCCACCCAUCCAGCUGCUGCGGAGAGGAGAUUCCAUGUUGGCGACACUCGGAGACGGGUUUCCCCGAUCCAGAACACACCACUGCCGCUCUGGUGGCUCAUGCUCCCUUUGAAAGCUGCUGGUCCACAGUCCUGUCAGGCUGCCAUUCUCCAGAGAGGAAGGUGGAGGUGUCUUGGAUUGCCAUUGCUGUCGUGCGUUUUUUAAACUAACACUUUGAGGAUGCGUUGCUAUGAGUGAAUGGAGGCAGAUCUAAGACACACAAGAUGCUCGUUGAAGGUAUGGAAGAAAAAGUGUCUCAGUAGCCUGACAUGAACUCCCCAGCAGCGCCAUGAAUGUUCCUGGCUGGAUGAGUCCCAGGUCCCAGUGUGCAUGCGUUUUUGCCUCCAGCUCAUGGUGAGGAGGCCUGGGGGUUAGUGACUUCGUUUUUCUUUUCCCAGAGGAUAAUGGCGGUAUGGAUUUUGCUGCGGGCGAGUGGUCUUUCCUGAACAGUUGUUCUUUGCAGCAGGUCAAGAUGCCAAACACUGAGCUUGCGCAGAAACAAUUUGGCCGUGCCCAGAGUAAAGAGACACUUUGGGCUGAUUUCGCUCUAAUCUAUUUGCUGCAGAGUUGGGGAGGGAAGAGGAGCAUGUUGGCCUUGAAAAAGGAGAUCCCUGGCUUUUCCUUUUUAAAUUGUCCCUUGCUGGAAGAAAUUUAACCUCUUCCUUUCCUUUGCUGGGACGAGCUUUUAUUGCCAUUGAGGCCGUGGGCUGUGUCGGCCUUUGCCAAAGUGGCGCCCUCCGGUUGUUUUGGAUUGCAACUCCCUCUAGCCCCCCAGCCAACAUGUGCUGUGAGUUGUAGCCCAAAACAUCUCCAAGGCUUUCUGGUCAUUGCUUAGAGGAAGACCAGCCUUCCCCAUCCUGGUGCCCUCUAGAUGUGCCUGGGAGUACAGUUGGCAUGGCCACUGCGGUCGGACUGAUGUUAUAGUCCAGCAACACCUGGAAGAUGCCAGGUUGAGGAAGUCUGACCUGGGCGCCACUUGAUUUGCGGCGGUGCUGCAGUAGAAGAAGCAUGGGAGUUUGCCCUGUGGGAUGUUCUGCUGACUUUUGCUGCCAUCCUUCUGUGGUCACUGGCGCUCCCUUCAGGACUGCAGGCGGGCUUUCACAGGACUAAACCCAAGGGCCAGCAAUGAUGUGAGGGUUUGAUUUGUAGCUAGUCUUCCUUGGAAAUAGCAAAUGGUACAGAAGGUAAAGCCUUCCUUUACUGGGAUUUUAAAAGGGGGGUCACCUAAAGAUGACUGGAUGUCACUUUCCUUUGUAUCCAUCUUGUUUGGCAAAUGUCUUACAACACACUUAAUGAAAUAAAGUGUUUCUUUGACAACCAGAUUUCCAGUUGA
Podarcis lilfordi (Lilford's wall lizard) is the source of this 49829-nucleotide messenger RNA. Lineage: Eukaryota; Metazoa; Chordata; Lepidosauria; Squamata; Lacertidae. The record is from the annotation of a GenBank genome assembly.